AUGGCCGUGGCCGCGGUGACGGCACCGACCGUCCAGCCCGUCAAUCCGCUGAGCACCGUGUACGCGACCAAGAGACGACGGCGCAACGGCAAAAGGUAUGUAAUAACAGUAAUGCGGGUUACUGCGAGGGUCAAUCAAAAAGUGCGUUGUAUUAUAAUUAGGUUAUAAUUUUAAAAAAAAAUAGUCGGUAAUUCCAUAAAGAAAUGUUGGUUUCAGUUGAUUUCUGAUCUCUAAUCGCCGUGCAUAUGGUAUCGAAAUAGACAUUAAGAUCUUAGGAUUAAAAUGAGUCCUUUGUGUUUUAUUAAAAAAAAAAUAAUUCUAAACGAUCUGUGGUCGUUUGUACACUAUUUUCGUUGAUUUCAUGACAUUUUUUUCUUUUAUGAAAUAUUAAAACGUCGUGCGCCUUUGCUAAAUAUUAUCCAAUUGGCCUCAAACUUUGAGAAUAUUUUUUUUUUAUUGUUAUACGGCACAAAAUACGGGCAGGUGUCCUGAAUUGAAAUUAGCAAAAUAAAGACAAUCCUAUUGGAUAUAUAUAUAUCCGAUUACCCAACCGCGAAAUAAACUUAAUAUAAAAAAAUCACGAACACCGAUAUUUCGGAAUAUAAAACUGUGAAAUAUACAAAAUCACUUGGAAAAUAACUAUUAAGAAGAUGUUAUAUCCGCAUUUAAUUUCUCAGUUCCACUACCGGGUAACAUGCAAAACCAAUGCUUACGCAGAGUAUGUAAACCUGGCUUGAUUAUGAUUUUAGAUUAAAAGCACCUAUUAUGAAAUGUAUAGAGAACAAUAUUUUUGGAGGGAAUGUCAUGCGUGUUUUUUGAAUUAUGAAUUAUUAAAAUAGUCACAGUUAUUUAAAAAGAGAAAAAAAAACGUUAUUGUUUCUAUAUUAUAUCGAGCUGUAUAUUUUAAACACUAUACAAAAACCCAAUGACGUUCCCUCCACAAUAAUGUUCUCUAUACAUUACUAUACUAUCUUUCAUAACAGGUUCUUUUACUCUAAAUUCAAAAUUGAGCUAGUUUUACUUGUUCUGCGUAAGCAUUGUUUUUGCAUAUCGGCCGGUAGUUGAACCGAGUCAGUAUAUAGGCGCGUACAACGUCUUCUUUACGACCAAUUUUGUGUUAGCCUUGUCUUAUCGAAUCGUGACGAAUCAAACGCGCUUUGUUAACGUAGUGAUCGUGUAUAAAAUCAUGUGGACAUUAUCGUGUAUAAUCUUUUGGGUCGCCUUUUUAGAACAAUACUGCGAGUUCCGAGGCAUUUUCUACCACCCGGGCGCAAUGUUCGUCUGUAUGCCUGUACAGAAAUAAGUGCAAUAAUUUCCACCUAGCCAUUAUAGGUAGAGGCGUACACACACGCGUACUGCAAUAACAAAACGUUAUAUUAUUAUUAUUAAGGCGGUUUUUUCAACACUAAGUAUAAUUUAACUGCUGCGCUCGCACGCGUAUAUUAUUGUUGUUGUUUUUUUUUUUUUUUUUUUAUCCAUAUAAUACUACUUAUCAUAACAUGUUGAUUGAUACAAAUCGGCCGCGCGUCCAUAAUAGUAAUAACAGUAAUAUAACGUUUACACCCUUAUGCGCGUACAAUAUUUGUGUACAUAUAAAUACACGACGGGCGCCGCCGCCGCGUGUGUUUGUGUAAUUGAUGCAUUUUGUACUCCCGGUAUGACGUCACUGGCUCCAUUACCGAAGAUUAUGUUACACCGGUAACUUCCAUGUAUUAUAUAUAUGUGUAUAUAUAUAUAUAUAUAUAUGUGUGUGUGUGUGUGUGUGUGUGCGCGUACAAGACGACGGCGACGCAAGAACAACACACAGUGGAUCCGGACCGGUAAUGUAAUGUUUGUCCAUCACGCAAUCCGGCGCGGCCGACGCCGCCAAAAGCGGGCCACUGGCCGCGCGCGCGUUCUAUACCGAUGUAAUGCAUACGUAUAUACACGCGGGAGGACCGCCGGCCGUCCCUCGUGUUUUCCGUCUGCGCGCGGUCGGACCCGAGUCCCCGCGGCGUCCGCCCUUUGAAAAAGUAAUGAUCAGUGGUCAAUUCCUACCGCGUGCGGUCGCACCCUGCGCCGCGUGCGCGCGCGGGUUUAACUCGCGCGCGCACGUGUGCGAGCCCGGGGAUUUACGACUUACGGGGGGAUCGUUACCGCCACAGCCCGCGCGCACGUUCUCGCGCCAGUUCUUUACACUUCUCGUACCGCAUCCGUGUACGCGCGUAUCGAGAAUCAUAUCGAAAUACACACUCGUUUUCAUUAAAUUAUGUUAUGCGUAUUAUAUUAUUGUGUACUCGCAAUAAUUCGUAACAGACGUUUGCCGGAAAAUUACAUUUACAGUGCGGUUUCGAGAAACGCGAAAAUAAAUUCGAUUUUCCCGGCGAAUCUUCCGCGAAUGAAAAUCACGGCCAAACAGAGGCCUCCGCCCCUCCCCGUAAUUUUCCGGAAAAUAACCAAAUGGCCAGACAACUUAGACGCGUAUAAUAUCGUAUUAUGUAUAUAUAUAUAACGGACUAUAGAUAACUACUGUCUAUACCGAAAGCGUUAUCUCGGUGCAUCAAAAUUCCGUUCUUAAAGAGCAAAAACGCAUUUUUCCUUCCGACCUGUUAUCCGACGUUGCAUGAAAAAAAAAAAAUCGACCGAUAUUUUCUAUCCAAUUCUGAAACGUGAAAAAAAAAUUAUAGGACCAAAUCUCAAACACUCCGACAUUGCUUGUCCUAUGAUUUUAUUUUUUCCGGGCGUACGGGGGGAACUGACCUCGUAAUCUUUUUCGAUAUCACUUUUCUAAUGUCUGUGAUUUUACUCUCUGACCGUUGAUUUUCCGGUACAUGAAUAAUACAUAUGUCAGAUACGUCGUAAUAACGAUUUGUAUACACACAAGCGCGCGCGCGUAAAAAUAAUAAUGAUUAAUGAGUAAAUCCACCUUACGAGUAUUACGAUAAAACAAAAAAAAAUAAAACGGAGUUGAACAAAUUAUUUUAUAAUUUUAAAUGCUAAUUUACUUGGAAAAUUGUUUGGUGAAUAUUUGGUGAUAUAUAGGCGACAGUGGCGGUCGAAUGUCAUGCGAGAGGACGAGGCUGAUUUUCGAUAAUUUUUUAAAAAAAAUAUUUUAACAUUAUUAUUAUUUUUUUUUUUACAAAUAUACGGGUAAUGCAAUAUAUUAUUAUGAACAUUAAAGGGGAAAAAGUCAUUGGGGACGAUGUAUCUCCCACGUCGCCACUCCCCGUUUGGCCGCGCCUGAUAGGCGAACAGAUAUACGAUUGACUUUUGUUCAUUAUAUAACAAUAACAAUAUUAUAAAAUAUCUAAUAUAUUUCAAGUGAUUAAAAUAUUCGUAAUAUAAUGAUAAUAAUAUAUUUUUAUUGUAAUCAAACAUAUAUACAAUGAGCAUAUUCUUUUACAUACAAGUUACUAAACCCCUGUAAGCUAAUGCUUGUUGCGGGGUUAAGAGUUCAAUGAUUUCUUUAAGUUUUUAGGAAGUAAGGUUUGCUACACAAAAAAUUAAAUAAUUAUAAUCAAUUAGAACCUAAUUAGAAAAAAAAUGUACAAUUUAGAUAAACAAAUAUAGAUAGCAAUAUAGGUGGCAUACAAGUUUAAGAGCUGUAUCAACAAGAGUAUGUAACUUAAGUAAAGCAAAUCAAAUAUAUAGAUUAAUAUAUUUAAAACUAAGUAUAAGAUUCAAACAUUCAUAAUACUAGUUUAUUAAUGAAGUUUUCAUACAGAAUACAAUUAUGGAAAUUCAAUAUAUUUAUAUUAAAUUUGAUGCAUAUUUAAUGGAUCAAUUUUAUCAAAAUUGGAGUUACAAUUAUACUUAGUGAAAUUAACAUUUUUUUGGUAUUUAUUGUACGGUAAUUGUACACGAUCGUUAAAAGGAUUUAAAUAUUCUUUUAUUUGUAUGCACAACACAUUUUAAUCUAUAGAUUUUCUCGUUCUCUAUUAGGUAUAGGUAGUUGAUAAGGCAAAUUAAACUAUACAGUCUAGCUAUAUAAAAACGUAUAUACACAUUAUUGACACAAACUAUUACAUAAUAUGUACCUAAAGUAUGUACGAUGUACAUAAAAUGAUAUACCUACUUGUAGUAUACUUAAAACCUGCAUGGCAUUCGAUUUCAAUAGAAUAUAAUUUUAUAACCACUUUUUUUUUUAUUUUCUGGUUAAUCUUACCACCUAUUCGUAUUUAGUUAUAUACUUAAAAAAAAUUGGUUUUAUUUUUACUCGAUUCCCUUGAACCUAUUAUUUAUAAGUACGCUACGUUAAUAAAAUAUACAAUGUAGUCGCCUAAAUACGUAAUAAUUCAAGUAUGCGUAAUAACAUUAAACGUAGGUACAUCGAAAACCAAAUCACUAAAAUUGAUUAAAUAGACGUAUUCACCUAUAUACACGGUAUAUUAUAGUAAACUAGUGCUAGUAUGCAAUGAGAUCAUAUAAACGUUGUUAUACAUAAUAUUAUUUAAUAUAUAUGCAAUAAUAAAACGAAUUAUACAGAUUAUUUUAUUAUUUCAUUAAUGUCGUUCGUUCGAGUAUGUAGACAAAAAAAAAAUAAAAAAUAGUGUCCGUCCGUACGAUUAUAAUAAUCUAACAUUAUUAUAAUGUCGGCUAUGUAAUCAAUUUUUGAAAUGGACACCACCGACGCGGCGUCCUGCGAUUCCAGUAACAUAUUAUAUCGGUCUCAUCACACACACACACACACACACACAUAUUUUAGGCGUGUAUAUACGGUUUUGAAAUUGAUGUAAACAACAAAAACAGACACACUAUACCUGUAUAAUAGAACGCUAUAGAAACGUCAAAAGUGAUUUUUAAUAACAAACUAUAAUACCUGUAUAUACAUACGCAGACCCGUAUACCCGCUAUGGAAAAAAAAAAAUCGAGAACAAACCCGUUGUGAGUGCGCGCGCGUUGUAGUCUUAUAUACAACAGGGAUAAUUUGAGGUAAUUGCCGGGGUCGGAAGACGUCUAAAAUACAUUUAAAUUAUACGGUUGUCCGGGUUGUACAACGCGGCCUUUCUCCGAUUUGCCGACGUUUUUCCGCGUUCUGGGUAAAAAAAAAAAAAAUAAAAAAAUAGGUAAUAAUAAUAAUAGUAGUGAGAGUCAAAUGUAAAAAAAAAAAAAGAAUACAUCGCGAGUAGUGUACAUUCGAUGUAUGUUCUAGUGUACGUGUGUGUGUGUGUGUGUGUGUGUGGAGUAAAUCACUUGACAGGUGAAACCUUAUUUUAUGUACACACAUAAAAAUGUAUUACGCAAAUUAUCGUCUGCAGCCCGUUGACGUACAUAUCCGUAGUGUAUAAUAUGUAGUAUUUUUUUUUUAUUUUUUUUUACUCGCAAAAUCUUUUACUAUAAGUAGUGUAAUAGUGUACAUUAUUUCUUUUUCUUUUUUUUAUUCGUAACAUUCUUUAUACAAUUAUUUGGUUUUAAACGAGCAAUGUAAAACUAUAAUUUUGUAAAAGAAUAUAAAAGUACGUCUAAAUUCGCUUGGAGCUGUGUAAAGUUAAUGAAAUUUCAUAUUAUAUUGCGUUAUUUUUUAUAUAUAUAUAUAUAAUCCAAUACCCAACCACAAAAAAAAAGCCCCUGUAAAAAUUGAAUAUCUUCCAAGAUGACGCACACGAUACCACACAAUAUAUACGCUUCUCCUCUUAUAUUAUAAUCCUAUAAUGGGUUCCGCAAAUUUUCUUCAUACAAAAAAUGUUUGGCUUUAGUCAAAAGUAACGCACGAUUUCGCAUAGUUAGUAUAGAUAAUUGUUUUCCUCGCUGAUUUGAUUUCACGGUAUUUCUAGAGUUUAUGGAGUAAUAACUAAUAACUGUUUGUUCGAAUAAUUCAUGCAUUGCGUUUUUGGUCCAAGGGAAUAAUAGCUCGAGUCAAUUUUUUUAAGUUUUUAAAGCAAGAAAAUUGUAUUGUUGAAAAUACAUACGAUCGUGAAAUUUGGAGAAAUGUAAGGAAAAAGUGCAUUUAACCCCUACUUCCGCGAGUGGCGCCAAAUAAUUAUGUAAUACGCCUUACAUAAAACCAAAUUCCCGUGCUCGUCGCUUAAAAUUUUAUCUUCGGAACUUGUAUCAAAUGUUUUAUUAAGAGUAUCUGUCGGGCGACUACAAGCAAGUACACCUUUCGAGGCUUUGGAGUCCCGAACAGUUUUCUUCUGUAGUCGGAAAUAUAGCUAAUAUAAUACAAAGUAGGCGUACAAUAUGUAGACGUGAUCGCGAUUUCCACGUAUUACCAUUACAGCGAUUGAAAACACGGUAAAGUUGUUUGAAGUCUUGCGAGUGAAACGAUGUCUGUUUUAGUUGCGAAUAUACCCGGGUUACGAAACAAAUGCGCGUUAUUAUUUUAAGAGCUACGUAUUUACGAUACAAUUACAAUUUACCAGCGGGGGAGUUUUUUUUUUAACUAAUUUUUUGUCGUUUUGUUUUUUUUUUUUUUAACCGGACAUUUAUGCCGGGCCGACGAGUAUUAUACAGCGACGUUAAACCAUCCGGAAUAAACGAUAUCCGUGGAGGUGUUUUAUUACGGGCCGUCGACGGUCCGGUUCGCAAACAUCUCAAGACACGUUAACAUUACAUUAUUAUUAUUAUUAUUAUUAUAUACCGAACGUGUCCUACUGCUAGGAUCGGGUUAACCCGGUUAGUGAUUACUGUAUGCAUAAUACACACAUGAUGCGAUCCCGGUGUUCGGAUCGGGUGUUAUAUUAUAUUAUGGUGUCACACGACUGACGCUAUAAUAUAAUAUAAUAAUAUAUAAUGUAUACAUUAUUAGAAAACUGCGGUCAUUAUUAUUAUUAUUUUUUUUUAGUUGUCGUUUAAUUUUUUUUUUUUUUAAUUACAAUAAUCUAUGCGCUACGGUGAUGGACACAUCCAAAUAAUAUUAAAUACUAUAUAUUAAUACUUUAGUUUAGAUAAAUUAUAAUAUCGAAUAUUUUUAUUCCAUGAUCGAGCUGGGGUCCUCGGGCGUAAUAAAAUCGUCAAGUGCUUAUCCGCGUAUUUUUAUUGUGUAUAUGAUGGAUAGAUAUGAAUAUUUAAUUUAAUUUUUCAGUAUCUCAGGAGACUGUAACAUGGAAAACGUGUACGUUUUGGAUUUUAUAUAAAUAUUAUAGUGUUUAAACGGGCGGGGGAAACACACAGCGUAGGACGUAUAGUAUGUUUAUCCCCGGAUAUACAAAUAAUUCCUAUACAAUUCCGGCAUUGGUUUUUUCCACAACCGAAUGCAAACUAUUCGAAUAGUUUUCAAUCUAUCGAAUAGUUCGACAGCAACUGUAUUCGGUUGUGCCGUCACUAAUCUGUACGAGCAAAUUAGAUUAUACGUGUAAAGUCUAAUAUUUGCACGAGCUUAAAUAAAACGAUUACAUUCAAUGUAUUAUUUAUCGCUGUUUGCAGAACAUAAUAUGUAUAGCGCACUACAGUACGGAAUCGACACGCUCAAUAUUUUGGUUUAACGAGCAAUGAUAACAUGAAUAAUGCAGUUCGUUAAAAAAAAAAAAAAAAAACCGUUAAUAAAAUAUCUAAUAAUAUAAUAUAAAAACCCGAAACGCGCAUACACGCAUUUUUUUCGAAACUCCACUAUUUUUUUAUUUGGUUUAUAAUACGUUUGAUGUAUAUCAGAAUACAUUAUGUAACUAUUAUAUAAGUCAUUGAUUAUAAAAUAUAAUCACAAUUAGAUAUAGGUUAUAUACAACCUGCACAUUUUAGAAUAUUAAUAAUAAUAAUCAUCAAGUAUAAUAAAACACUCCGCAUUCAAAAUUGAUAUAACGAAGAUAUAAUGUCUGCGUUAGAUUCUCAGAUAAAUAUUGCGACACUUUAGGUUGAUAUUCGUAAAAAAGAUAUAUCUAUCAAAACUAGUUACAGUGUAAUGACGGUUCGUAAAAAGAAAAAAAUCAAAUUAGCUUUGUAUACAGUUAAAAAUGUUUUAAGGAAUGUCACUGACGUUUAAAAUGACACUGAUUUUAAAAAAAAAAGUUGAAAAAACUGAAAUAUAUUUAUUUUUUUUUCACAACGUAAUUACGCUACGUGAUAUACAUUAUUCGAUUAUCUAUAUUAUUAUAAUUUUACAAAAAGCUGAUACUGUUGAUGGGUGUGUUGAAGUUUUGAAGCGUAGGAUACAUCCAGUUGUUUAAUUUAUAUCUGUACACAACGAUAAAUCAAAAAACGACCUCCUAAUGCACCGACUAAAGACAAAAUUAUGUUACAAAUAAGAUGCUAAAAUUGAAAUCCGGAGCAACAUUUCUGGUAGAAAAUUUGUUUACAGGCGUAAACAGAUUAAAAAAAAAAAAAAACUAAGACAAAUAGAUAAAUAGAAUAUAAAAAGAUAAAUAGAACUAAUAACUUGCUGCACUCAAAUCUAAAAUGCGCAGCACAAGAAUAUCAUUCUUUAUUUUUUUUCGAAUAGGUAUAAUAUUAUUGUUAGAUAAUACAAGCGGGACAUCGCGGUGGUGUAUUUUAAGUUUAGAUUAAACAGAUUGCAUUAUAGUAUCGCACGUAUUGAACCUAACUGUUUUGUGCUUAUGGAUUACAAUACUAUUUGUUCGGAACAUGCGUUAAGUACAAACGGUAUAGAAUGCAGUUAGGGUUUGACUUGUGUAUUGCCGGCUCCCAUAUAUUAAACGCGUAUUAUUAGCAUAUUAGUAUUUGGUUGGCUUCGUCUCUUUAAGCUGUACAUUUACUGCAUGUGUCAGGAAAAAAAACACGAAAUGACCAAUGGUGAUGUUAUUCUAUAGUAUUUGAUAUGAGUCUAUUGCUGCGACUAAUAAGUAUAAGUACGUAUAAUAUUUCAAUUUAACGACAGGCUAAUUAUUUUAUCACGAACUAUAGAUUUUCUCGGAGGGUUUUAAAUGAGUUUGUUAACUGUUUUUUUUUUUUUUUUUAAUCAUUAAGGAUCGUUUAGGUUUUAUUUUAACAUUAUUUUCAGUUUUCAACCCUAGUUCUUAAACCUGAAAUGAGUAUAAGCUCAUUUUUAAAUAGGAACCCCCCUUUUAAUCACGGAUUUAUACAGAGAAUAUUUUUCUAGAAAUUUUGAUUUUAUAACACUAUUAUCAGAAUAUCGUUUAUGAGUUCUAAGCUUAAAAUUUAGACCUGAGAAGUACGGAAUAAUUUUCUUAAGAGUAAUCAAUUUGUUAUUUAAAAAUUGAUAGGUAAUUUAUUGCUCUUCUCCGAUUAAUAAACUUCAAACCGUUAUAAAUCAAAACUACUUAAUCUGAUGUUAGUAUUAUGUACAUCAAAUUUUCUAGACAAUUAUUCUCUAAUAGAAUAUAUGAUUAAAAGGAGGAUUGCUAUUUAAAAAGUCAGAGUAGAUACGCAUUUAAAGCAUAAAGAGUGAGGAUAAAAUAUUGAAUAUAAAGUGUAUACAAGCUUAAACAAUUUCAUAAUAAUUAAACAAAAUCACUUAAAAUUCACUUAAAAUCCUCCUAGAAAAUUGAUGGUUCAUCAUAAAAUAAUUACCCUACACAUAUUUAAACAGGCUGUCCAACGAAUAAAUACUCCUUGAAUAUCUCUGAAGAUAAUAAAGAUAAUCAAAUUCUGAUUUUUAAUAUUACUCACAGGGAUUAGGACUACAAAUAUUUUUUUUUUUAUUAAAUAUUUAAAAAAUUAACUUUUUAUUUUAUUAUUUUCUGAAAAUUUUAAUGUAUCACACAUUUAUACUUGAUGAAUAGUUUCUAAGUAACAGCCGUUUUAAAUUCUACUAAUUCAUGUGAAAACAUCUAAAAAAUAUCAUAACCGUGUUACGCGAUAAAUUUUCAGAAAAAUAAACUCUACAGAAUGGUUAUCUUAAAUAUCUGCCGAAAAUAAAAAAAAAAAAAAUUAAAUUUUUUAAAUGUGUUUAAUAAAAAAAAAAUAUUUAACUAAAAAAUAAAUAUUUGUAGCCCUCAGCUCUGUGAGCAAUAUAAAAACAGAAUUUGAUUAUCUUUAUUAUUUCCGGAGAUACUCAAGGGGUAUAUCUUCAUGGGACAGCAUGUAUAUAUUUUUAGUUUCAGUUGAGAAAGGUUUAAUCUAAUUUUUGGAAUUUUUGUUUUGUUAAUUUUGUGUUACCUAUGUAAUUUUUCGGUCUGAAUGGCAUAAGUGUAUAUGUAUUUUCAUUUAUGUAUACGCAUUUUAUUUGUUUGUAUUGAAAACUAAACAAAAUUGACCUAAGCCAUUCUUCCCUGAAAUCAAUGAGAUAUAUAUAUAAGUAUAAUAUAGUAUACUAAAUGUAUUUUAAUAGGUAUACAGACUAUUAUAUUUAAUUUCCUGCAUGGGGUUCGGCGAUUAAUGUUUCAAAAAUUGUUUAUAGGCUGUCAUCGGUUAACCCUAUGCAGGGUGUCUAGAAAAUGCCAAUAAAACGGUGGAUAUUAUGUGUAAAGGGUUAAGCCGCUGACACGUGUCGGGUAUUUUAUGGCUAUUCGACAGCAGAAUAAUGCAGUUAAUGGAAGGCGCGUAUUUUGUGUGUUUAUAAUAACUAAUAUAUUGAACAUACACUUUUAUUCAUCGCUACAGGAUUACAAUAUACAGAGUGUAACAGGAUUAUUUGAUAUUUUUACAUUGUAGUUGCAUGUGAAAAUGUCAAAUAGUCCAGUUAAACCCUGUAUAGUAUACGAUCCUGGUGACAGUUACAAACACAUUAAGGUCAUAUAUAUAUAUAUAUAAGACGUAAUUGCUCCUUUUUUUUUUCUUCAGGGGUAGUGAUGGUUUCCUGCUUUUACGUCUAUAUAAUUAUACAUCGACUGUAAUACAUACUUGCUACUUCGUUUUUGACCACUGCAGUCCAUAGCUGUAUACAUAACUUAAAAGAGUCGGUUUCAUAAUGUUUGACUUGUACAUACAAUUAUUAUUAAUUAUCAAAUACGUUUACUGAAGUUUGUAUAGAUUUUUCUAAGAUAGAUUAAAGAGAAUGUAUGCCAGUUUUAUCGGAAAAAAAAAAUAACGAAAAUAGUAAAGAUAUACGUCUUUUGUUUUAUAAAAUGUUGUAUUUUAUAGGUUAUGUACAAACAGUGAAAAUAUAAUAAUUAUUGCGAAAAAAUUAUAGCAUAAUAUGUAUUAUCCAUUGGACAACUUCUAUAAAAUAUACUAAAUUAAUCAAGUUAAUCAGGCAUACAACUAUAUAUAAUUGUAUACGACAUUUUCUAAAUGAAUAUUUAUAAUAUACUUACUUGUUAAGUGUGUAUAAAUAAAGAUACAAAUACAACAAUACUGUAUAUUAGCUAGGUGCCCAGUAUGUAUACGUAAUAAGUGGGUGGGAUCGUCAUCGCGGCAUAAACGAGCGUUUAAUGGAAUACAAAUGGUAUUUAUUUUCUCGACUUCUUGAAAGUAACAGCGGGUGCUAUAUUGUUGAUAGUGAUCUGAAUUCUUUAUUACACGAUAGGUCCGUAAAAAUAUGUAUGUACAAAAAAAAAAUUGCAAGUAAAUCGAAUCCUUAUUUACUUACCGUAUUAUGUAUUAUUAAUCGUAACUCGUAAGCCCACUCUAUAAUAAUAACUAGAAACGUAGAUCUUUGUCCGGAGAGAAAUUAUGAAUGGAUUUUUUUUUAUAACGACCAUUGUAUCAUGCAUAUAAGCGCGGUCAACGAAGUCAACGUGAUUAUAAUCACCGCCGACGGCGGCCAAUAACAGUAUAGGGGGAUUUAUGACGUCUACGGGCAUAAUAUAUUGCGAAAAAAAAACAACGGGUAAUUAUGGUAAAAGAUAAAUACAAUUAGCUCUAUUACCUCCUGAUGAUAUAGCCGUACUGGUAUUUCUGGUAUAAGAGUAUAGAAUAUUUCACAAUAUUACUGCAAAAUAAUUAUAUAUUUUUCAAAUUUAAUCAAAUUACUUACUUAUUCAAGUUUUUCCGCAUUUGAACUCUUUUCAAGAAUAAACAGGUUUUGUUAAGCGUGUUUGAAUUUUUUAACAAAAGACAAAUUGUUUGUUCUAAGCCGUCUUGGUUCGUGAAUUGUGAAUAACGUAUUGACAAUUUUUAAGUGCACUUUUAUUGAAUUAACUUAAUUAUGAUACAUAUAGAUUGGUAUUAUGGACGUGUUAAGUUUGGGUUAGGUUUUCAACGAAGUUAUUUACAAGGCGUAAAUCCACUUUGGUUAUUAUAACUUUAUUUAUAAUAUCACUUGGUUUUGUCAUAAUGUGGAUUUCAUAAUGAAAUUGAUUACUGUCGCUACAAUAUUAUCUACCACGAAUAACUUUAUUCGCCAGGUUGUUAUCUGGAAGAAAAUUGUACAAAGAAAAAUACGUUGUUCAGAAGUUUAAUCGCUAAAUACGUUUGGCCGACAAUAAUAUCUUAAGAACUCUACCGAUCGAAAAACCGGGGCUGUGUAUGGAAUACUUAUCAUUUUAUUUGAAUUAUUGAAACAGAAAUAUAUGAUUACGAAUUAUGUAUCAUCGUCUCAUACGGCUGCGGCUAAAAAUGUAUGAAAAUAACGCCUGAACGUUUUGUGUUGGUGUAUAGGGAUAAAAUGUUUAAAACGAAAAAAAUAAAUAAAUAAAUGGGCAGUAAAGCAUGCGUGUAUUUGUUUUUACGCGAUAAAAUAUCGUUUAGGCGUGUAUGCGUGUCGUAACACGAUAAUUAUUAUAAUGAUGGCUAAUGUUGGAAAAUGUAAAAAUGAUUUUAGCGUGAAGACGACGCCCAAAGACGGGGGCGUGGGCAAAAGCAACCCUAGCAAGCGGCACCGGGAACGUUUAAACGCCGAGCUGGACACGCUGGCCAACCUGUUGCCGUUCGAACACAACAUACUGUCCAAAUUGGACCGGCUGUCCAUAUUGCGGUUGUCCGUCAGCUACCUCCGUACCAAGAGCUAUUUCCAAGGUAAGGACAUGACGGUGACAUAACAUAAUGUUAUAAUUGCACUGCAGCGUCGCGUGUAUAGCAUCUGUAACGGCGUUUCUCAACCGUUUUAAUGUUAUCGCCAACCCGAGGAACGAAAUAUUUUUCAACGCACGCCUCUCCCCCCCCCCACCCAUGUGAAAACCCCAUAACCCCGGGAGUUGGAACCGAGGUGCUGUCGAAUAAUGAAAUUAAAAAAAAAAAAAAAUUAAUUAAACUCCCAAAAACUACACUUUAAAAGCGUCCGUUUUGCUUUUGUGACUUUUCUGCGGGAGAGCCGAGAGACGAAAAUCGAAACCCGAUUCGCGCCCGUGUCACAUCGGCGGUUUUCGACCUUUUACGGAUCGCGACCGCCAAAUAUGUUUUCGUUUUCUUUUGUAAGACCACCCCUUCGGAAGUUCGAAAAUCGGUUAACAGAUCGGUUGAAAGCCACCGCCUCAUAAUCCGACGUCCGUGUCGUGUGCGUUAAUUUCCGCCGCGUCCGGGUUUGAUGGCGGUCGCUGAACACUGUCAAUAACGCAAUGUCGUUGUGCGCGCGUAUUGUUUUCGUUUUCCGCCGACUCUGCCGCGUACCCGCGCGGCACGUGGCGUACGCGUCUUCGGCAGUCGUCGCGGGUGUAAUAUUGCCGCGGCGGCGGCGGCGGCGGCGGCUGUUCGGCUGCGUGUCUGACGGACGUCGUAGGCCGCGCGCGUGACGUGACCGAAACACUUUACACGUGACCGAAACACUUUACACGCGACGUUCCAGUUUUCGAAAACUAGACGGGACCGCGCGUGACCUUGACCAUGGUCAACGACAGAAUCCGUCCCGUAUAACAUUAUAAAAGCGCGCGCGUACUAUAAUAUUACAUUAUAUAUCGGCGAAAAUGUUUUACGGAAACGUUCGCGGCGCGCCCGGCGGUGUUAACGACACCGAUGGGUUUUUACGGUUUUAUGCCGCGAGAGACGGUACGAACCGGGCGAUACGAAAACACGGUGCGAUCGUUUAUCGUGUUGGCCUGUCGGCACACAAUCGACGCGACCGGGAUCGCGGUUCUAAUGAGACCGAUUUACACCUGUGCAUUGCGCUACUAACCCGGCUUUCCGGCAUUCGCCGCCGGAGCCGUGCGCGAUCAUCGCUGCGGAUGAUGCGCGACGACACCGCCGUGUCCGUUAAUUACCGUCAAUGUCAUUUGCGCGCGACACAACCGAUUCGAUUUACGUGAAUCGAGUCCCACGUCCGUCGAUUCGCCAGUGGAAAACGAAUGGUCGGCGACGGACUCGCGUUUCGAUGGCAGUUGCGAUGCGUGUUUAACGAUAUAGCAACACCACAAAAACAAUUCAACAGACCGAUUUCAGUGGCGGUUCUAGCUGCCCGUAUCGAUAGUUUUGAAGUUAGGUUUCUACGAAAUUAUUAUGAUAUGUGUUGUCACGCGGAGUGUGUAUUCGAAUCGCAUCGUAUGCGAGUGAUACGGGUGCUUGACGCGGGCCCGUAGCUAAAUAAAUUCUUCGGGGGGGGAUUAGAAAAAUAACCGUUCUAUAAAAAUUAUCGUACGAUCACCGCCAUAACCAACCCACAUUCAAAUUAUCAUUUAUAUCGGUGUACUAUUUUUUUUUUUCCCGAUAUAACGACUAAUUCGAAAAUUGCCGGCUUCCGAGGAACGCACUAGGGCAGCAAAAGACGGUCCGGGAGGGGAGGGGGGGCAAUGCAUUUGUUAUAUAAUUACAUUUGUAACAAUUGUCAUGAACACAUAUUUCUACAGAGAAAUCCUAUCGGCGCGAUGAGAAAUAGUACAAAUCCGUCGCAUCGCCUCCUCAGCAAGAUUAUUGUACUUACUGCUUAUUAGCGAUAUUGUUCCGUAAUCGUCAUUGUGUAGAAAUUUUCGAAUUAAAAAAAAAGUAUUAACGACCGCUACCGCUCGUCGACGCCGUCACUGCAGACGAACAAAAAUUACAGAAACGGUUUGGAUUUAGUCAGGUCAGGUUAUAGGCUCGGCUCAGCCUCGUUUAGAAAUAAUUUGUUAUAUCGCACUUGUUCAGUAUGAUUCAAUGUACAAUAAUGUUCAUUCACACGCUGGACGGUCUGCACCCGACUACGCCUAGCAGCAGUUUGUUCACGGUGUUAUUUGCUGGUGCUGCCGGCACGCCAUAAAUAAUAUCAUAAAAUACCCUCUCGUCGAACACAGAUAAACUAUUUAAUGGGAUCAAUUUAACGCGGUCUUUUUGCUCGAAAUGUUUAUAAUUUUUACGAGCUCGGUGUACUGCAUGUUAAAUGUGCACAUAAAAUAAUAUCAUUCUCUCACGUUUACGCGUAUAUUAAUUAAACAAUUAAGCAAAACUAUGUUACGUUAUUUUUCCCAUUGUGCGGUGUACAUCUGCACAUCGUUACAGUAUUAUAAUAUGCUCGCAUGCGACCUUACACACCGCGGCGUUUAUAUUACCUACGCUUUCAUAUAGGUAUAAUAAUAAUAUCGUUAAUUAUCUUAUAAUCAGGUGUUAAUUAUCAUAUUAUCGUAAUAUUAAAAUGUAUACAUAUAUAUUUUUAUUAUUAUUAUUUCUUUACGGUACGUGGUUUUUUUUUUUUUACCCGGCGUCUUGCUGUACGGUACAAAUGGUAAAAUACGUGCGCGAGAAAAUUAACGAAAAAAAAAUUAUAAUAAUAAUAAUAUAUCUAUAAAAAAAAUAAAAUAAUGAAAACCGGGUUCAAAGAUAACAAAAAAAUUGCAGAGCAUAGUCGAAUAUAAUACGCUCUUAUAUCACACCUCUUUAAUUGUUCGCGCGGGUAUAAUUUUAUACAGAUGAGACUCGUUUGUUCUGCUCGUAAUUUUUUAUACGAUUUAUAGCUUUUUACGGGUAUAUAUUUAACUAUGAAUAAUACAAUAACAUUUUAGUAUGUUAUGGCCCACGGAUGUGUGAUGUAUAAAUGUUAUAUUAUUUACGUUUUAAACUGUGAAAAAAGGAUGUGCGCGUGUUUCAUAAAUAUUCAUCUUCAUACAUUUAUAAACAUCAUAUUACAUAUUACAUAAGCUAAAUUUACAUCGUGAAUACUGCUGUGGAUUUCAAAUGUAAUGAAAUUAUGAGGACCGUAGUAAGUUUUUAACGUAACACUGUUAACAAGACGGACGGACGUGUGAGCGAGGGAAACAUUGUGUUUGUUCAGGGCCAUUCAUCAUUUUACUGACAACUAUCCAGUGUCAAUGCGCAAAGAAUACAGCAACUGUUGAUUUUGCAAACGUAUAUCUGGGUGUUGUAUGAAGCGAAACGAAUGCGAUUUGUUGAAACCAGAAAUUCCAGUGUGGUUGAGCUAUAAUAUAGUGGAAACGGACUCCCGUCAAUAGUUUGCUAUAAAUUAGACAAUAAAACUUGUGACGAAUAAUUGAAUUGUGUUUGCAACACACUUUUAAUCCAUUUUACGAAAUAAUUAUACAGCUAUAUACGUAGGUACCCAUAUAAAAUAAUUCAGAAAAUUACUAAUGUUUUGCCCAGUAUAAGAUGGUAUCCCAUCGUAUAAACGAGUUAAGCGCAUUUAAUGGUGCAUUAAAAACUACACCGUGCGUGCAUUAUAGCACUUAAAAUAUAAAAGAAGCUUCUAUAAUAUGUGACUUCCUUAUCGAGUUAUAUCCUAUUAUUCAAAUCAAAAGUAAUGUACAUGGUAUGACACGGUAUUAUGGUUAGGAUUUAAUAGAAAAAACCAAAACAAUUUUAAAAAAUGUAAUUGUAGAGAUUUUAUCGAACAAAUUUUGCUUAAUUUGAACAAAAUAUAUAAAUCAUAUUAUAAGACAUGAGUCGGCAAUUAGUUCCUGAGGGGGUCCGGAUAAUUAAAAAAAAAAAAUUUCGAGGGCCAUGUAUUUUUGGAGAAAAAAAAAAAGUUCCAUCUCUAUACCUAUUCAGUGUUCCGUAUUAUUUAACACCUCCAGAAAAAUUAUUAUACAUUUAUAAGUUAAUAAAUUUAUUUAUUUUUGUAUAAAAACCACAAUUAUUAUUAUAUUAUUUAAUAAUUUUAUACACAAUUGUAUAACAACACACCAAAUAUGCCAAAUACAUCAUAAAUAUAUAGACGACAUUCGGACGCUUGGAUAUUCUGGAUCUAUACACAGAGACAAAUAAUGAAAACAAAAAAACCAACGUUAAAGUAAAACAAUUUUGGCUUUCCGUUUAUUGCCUUUCUACGGCCCGCCUAUUGCCUACCCUUGUUAUAAGAGGACGUAAUCCCAUAUUUACUUUUUCAUUUCGAUUAAAGAGCAAAUAACUUGGAAUUCAAAUUGUAGCGUUAAGGUUGAAAUAAAAAUUAAAACACUUGGAACAAUAUUUAACAGGAGAAAAAUUUCGAGAGUAUUAACACGUGCCUUUUUUUUUUCUCUAAAAUAUUAUGAAACAAAAGAAUCAUAGCCAUAUUGAUUAUUGAUUUUUUGAAAAUAGCUUACAAUAUUUUGGUUUAGUAUUUUGCCAAUAUUUUAGAAAAAAAAAAGUAAUAUAAUGCUAUUAUUAGUAUCGUGUUCUUCCAUUGUAGCUAGUUAAGGUAACCUAAAAAUCAACAAAGAUAAAACCAACGUGUCUUCAUUUGUUCGAAACUUUACAAAAUCUGUUGGAUUUUGAAAAAAGUUUCAAAUAAAGUAUCCCCAAACAAAAAAUCCGCAUAUUUUAAGGUAUAACGACAUAAACAAAUAGCGGUGCAUUCUUGUGCACAAUCUAAUAAUAAAUAGCUAAAUAAUUAAAAUAUAGUAAAUCACUGAACCGCAAACUAUUUACUUUUUUUUUUUUUUGUCAAACAAUAUUUUACAUUGCUGCCUGUGACUAAAUUUUUUAUGUAUACAAUAUAAUACCAUGGACUGUUCGUGACAUCAAUCAUUAUAAUUUACCCGUCUAAAUAUUAUACAAUAUUAUUUAUCGACAAAAACGUUAAGGGGUGCACGUUGUAACCUAGCUGUUAGAAGUGUAAGUAUGCAAUAAUAUUAUAAUUAAGGUUAUGAAUUUAAUACACUAAAAAAGCAUUUUACUCCCCAAAAUAGCACUUACAAUUUUAAAAAACUCCCAUGAGCAGUUUAUGUAUAUUGCAUUAGUGUAAAGGCUUUGGGGACAACUUAUAUAUUAUACAUUUUAUUUUGCGAGUUUUUUUGCGUAAUUUUUAUUUGAAAAAUAGUAUUGUUAAACUAAACAGAAAUACUUGAAAAUUUGCAUUAUUCAUUAUAGGUUGUACUCAGUAGUUCAAAAAAAAAAAAUGAGUGUAAGAGUGUAAAGUAGCAUAUUUAUUUUUAUAUAAGAGUUUAAAACCGUAAAUAUUACGGCCUUUUAAUACAUGUAUAACCAAACUUCGUUUCGAAUCGUUUUUCGUUAGUAAAGGUUCAUCGUCGUUUCUGUGGACAACUUUUCUACCAGCGAUUUAGAUCCGAUUUACAAUAAUAGCACUUUUUCUAAAAGGAACUCUGACUGGGGAGGUACUUUAGGGAGGUAAUUUUUUUAAUUUCCCAGUGAAUGGGAGAAACCGGUGGAAAAACAAGGAAAUAGGUAUAAUGUUAAACGAGCUAUCAACCGAACUCCGUUCAGAAUCGUAUUUCCGUUGGCAAUGGUUUGUCGUUGCGUACAUCUGUACAUUAAAUUCUCGUCAAUAUCCUACCUACCCAACUUCCCACCUACACAACAGUGGCCGCACCCGUCCCCGUCAUUCUAGGACAACGUUUCCAAGUGUCGAAUUCGCAGGCCCGACAUUACGAGCGCACAACAUUGCGCCAAACGCGCACGCUAUAUAAUUUUCUCGAAUUUUUUUUUUUUUUUCUCGAUGUCCCGUCCGGUAGCCGUCGUCGUCGUUAUAAUGUCGCACGCGCGCAAUGACACCGCGCCACAUAGGUACACGCCGUCGCGCAAUGUAUUCCGCGGGCAUUUAGUGCGGGAAAUCAUGUCUGCAUACGUAUUUAUAAACGGCAGCAGCAGCAGCAGCAUCAGCAAAGCACGUUAUAACAAUGCGGAGUACGGGUCCGCGCACACGCGCGCAUACCGUACGUAUAUUUGCACGUGUACCUGCACACACACACACACACGUACACGCACACGCACACGCGCGCGUACCGUUUGGUGUCUGUGAUCUGUAACGUGUGUACGGGUAGUAAUACGUGUACGGAGGAACGCGGCGGACCGGCGACGAGGAGAAAAGCGCGCGCGCGUGUGUGUGUCGCCGUGUUUUAUUAUGCGUGGGAAGAUUUAGAUUAGAGAACCGCGCGCGCGCGCGCACGUAAUUUAUAAAUACGUACGCAGAGGUACGUAUCUCGAGCGUAAGUUCAAGCGCACGGGAAAACGGGGCGCGACCGGGGCGCGGGUUGCAGAUGCAAAAAUUAAAUCCGAUAACGGGGCGAACGUUAAACAACCAUAAAUACGCCGGACGAUUUAUUACGCGCAUAAUAAUACGCCGCUGGGAGAGGGCGACCCCCCCCCCGCCGCCGUCGGUCGUUCGCUACCGUGUGCGCGCCGAUUGAAGAUAUUGCGUUUUUUUUUUUUAUUUAUUAUUAUUAUUUUUCUUUUCUUUUUUUUUUUCCCAUUCUCAUUUAUAAAUUAUUAUUAUUAUUAUUAUUAUUAUUAUAUAGGUGUAUAAUAUAAUAUAUUCUCGCGCUCAUUCGCCUCCUCCGCGCGCCCCGCCGUCUUGUUAGUAUUAUUAUUAUUUAUUUUUUUUUUUAUUUCUGUCCGUGUUUUUUUUUUUUUCCUCUCCAAACGAACCGAGAACAGCCCCAGAUGUCGGACACCGAUACCCCCGAGCCACGAAGCCAGUUUUCGCAUCCCGUACGCGGGUACUCUACAGGUAUAGUGUGUGUGUGUGUGUAUACUAUAUACGUAUAUAUAUAUUCACACACAUACGCACACAUAUACGUAUAUACGUAUAUAUAUAUAUAUAUAUAUAUGUAUAUUCACACACACAUGUACGUAUUAUACGCGCGCGAUAAACACGCCUUAAAUCAAUUACGGCAAACACUUGCUGCAAAGGUGUUGCCCGGUAAUUACUGUAUCUGCCGAGUUCAUCUCGCCAACGCGGAGGGCGGGUGAUGUGCGCCGCGGAGGGGCGGUAAAGAAAGCACACACGCCGUUCUUGCGCACCGGCAGCAUCGGCGACGGCGGCGGCGGCAACAGCAGCAGCAGAAGUGUACACCUGAAACGUUGGGAGCCACGUAUAUUAUAUUAUGUACGAGGUGUAUAAAAAAAAAAGAGAGAGAGAGAGAGAGAUGAGAGAUAGAUGGAAAUAAAAAAACAACGUCUUUGCAGCAAUCCGCGAUAGUCUGAACAGAUAAUGCUCUGAAACUGUUGUUUACGAACACAGAGUGUGAAAAAAAUGCAACACACACACACACACACACACACACAGUGACAACAUUACCGGUUACCCGGAUAGCGUUUAAAUAAUUAUUAUUCGUUUAUUGGUUAAAAAUGUGUCUUGUUACCGCGCGUCCGAGGGAUCCGGCGGUGCGUAAUAUAACACAUACCUCGUGGAUGCGCGAGACGAUAAAAUUCAGUAGACCUCGGAUUGCGUUUUGUUUUAUAAAAAAAAAAAAUAAUAAAAUAUAAAAUAUAUACGCGUUUAUUGUAAUACGCCGCGCGUGUUCGCGUACAUACGAGCGAAAAACGGUUUCGAAGACAAAAGGAACGCGCGCGCGUUAUUGACUGUUCAAAAAAAAAUUGCGAUUAUUAAUCGUAUUAUAUAAUAGCAUACACGACGAUAAAACAAUGCGAUACAGGGACGGCAAUGUGAAUUUCCCUUCGUAAUUAGACGUGUAGGUAGGUACGCUGCCCGGGCAUUGUUUAUAAUUACGCAAUGCCAAAUGGUUUGCCGUGAAAUUUAUUACAACGUCCGAAUGAUUACAGCGAUCGGUACCGUACACGAAUAAAACGCCAAGUUCAACAUUAAUAACAAUGAUAUGUUAUUAAAGGUGCUUUUAUUAAUGUACACGCCGUAAACGCAAUAUAGUUACGGAUUUUCAUUAAUAAUUUCCUCGUAUGUCUGUACAAUUCGUAUACACGGAAAAAUAAUUUUCGCACGCAAUUAUAAUUUAGUAUUUGAAAAUUCACGAAAAUACAACCGUACACUUAUUUUAACUACGGCGAUAUGACGUAUUCUCGGUUUGUUGUCCUGCGUUAGGUAGACAAAAAAAAAAAAACAAACCACUCAUUUAUCGUUGAAAUAAUAAUAUAUUAUGUUAUCUUGAUGGACAACGGUAAAAAUGCAAAAAUAAAGGAGCCAAGAGUUUUCGCUUUUGUUCAACGAUUAAAUUUCAUCGUUGUAUUCCCGGCGUAAAUAAAUCGCAUUUAAAACCGCGUAUGCGUUUUAAUUGCCACCCGAUGCUGCAGCGUUCGCGAGAUAAUAUUCGAAACCGUUAACGGCCAUCGAAGGCGGUCGAUACAUUAACGAUAUGAUGUAUUUUAUUGAUUGGGAGUUGGGGGUCGGAAGGUGAAAUAAUAUAUUUUAUGUGAUUUGUCGUUUCUCGAAUAAUAAUAUGAUAUACGCGUAACCAAUAAUUGUUGUUAUAAUUUUAGCGAACCUAUAACGAAUAGAUAAUGUAGAGAAAUGCGUAGAGUAAUCGGUUAACAAAUGGAUUGACAUAUAGAUUUCAAUUGAAGAAACCCCGCGGGUACGUUCUCCCAAAAACUGUUCAUAAUUAUAUGAAUUCAACGCAAUAAAAAAAAAAAAAAAAAACGCUUUAUAAUAAUAUCGUGUAGACGCGUGUAGGAGAAGUAAACAACGUAUAAAACUACGAAAGUUUUUUAGAAUUUCAAAUCAGGAACGUCUAGUAGAAAAAAAUACGGUCGAUUUUAAAUACAGGUAUACGCGUCUCAUAUAAGUAUAGUGGUAAUAAAAAAAAAAAAAAAAAUUCCAACGUUAAUCGACUAUAGGCGCACUAUAUAGUGUAUAUUCCCUAGAAAUAGUGUACGGAAUAGCUAACGAACUUCGGUAAAAUAUCGAAACUUCGUGAAACCUCUUGUAUACCUAUACACCGUAACGCAUAAAUAUCUAACGUUAUGUGUUCCGAAAUUUGAAUUGUCUACAAAGUUGUUACUUCGCCCCGAAGUUACUUUGUUAACGUGCGGCCUGUUAUACGUUUUUUAUAUGUAUAUAUUGAAAAAAAAAACUUUCAUCAUAAAGCGAUAACACGCGGAAUGCCGCCGUAACAUUAAUUCCGAAAACUCGUACGCGAUAAUAAUAAUGUUACUGACGCGAAAAAAACGCGUUGUGUGUGAUAUCAUACGUACGUGUGUGUAUAUAUAUAUGUAUACGCGUAUCGCAUAACGUUGUGCAUAUUGUACAUUUGAUGAGUAUUACGACUUAAACGGGCCCCGUUUAAAUUGGAAACGGUCGACCGUUGCUGUGGCGGCGCGCAUCAAAGGGAAUGCGGAACGCGGAAUGAGCCUCGCGAUCUGCAACACGAGUCAAUAUAAAAUUCGACCGCCGUAAAUAAGGGAGACUGCGCAACGAUGAAAGUACACUAAUUGUUAUCGUGCGCGUACGGCGGGUGUUUUUUUUAUAUAUAUAUUCAUACAUACAUAUACGAGCAAUAAAAAAAAGAAGAAAAAAUAAUAACAAUAAUAAUACGGCGUAACGACCGCGUCUCGCGCCGCUUUUAUACCGGAGUAUUAUCGUUGUUGCGCGCGUACGUUUUUAUUAAUCGCGACCGUCGCCGCGGUGUUCGGAAAACCGUUUUUACGACCAUAAUUCAACGCACGAAACUCCACGGACGCGCGUAAAACGCUUACAAACGGUUGUAAUCUAUGUUGCGCGGGUACCUAGUGGCGAAAAAAAUAAUAUUUUUAUUGGAUCGAAAACCGUACGCUAUAUGAGUUAAUAAUGUACACACGUGUCACGGCGUCGUGCAUACCUACGACAAGGAUUAACGUUAUCACUUUGUGUGCGACGAAAUGCGCACGCAUUUUAUCGGACCGUUCUGAAAAACAACCGGUUGCGAUCAAAGGCCAUUGCCGUAAACAUAAUAGGUACACCGAAACUCGCGUACCAGACGUGUGUGACGCGAAAACAUCUAGACGUCAAUAAUAAUACGUAUAUUAUUGUUUCGAUAUUUUUGCAGAAUUAUCAUUACGUACGUAUACGACGUCCCGUUUGUUAUAAACAGCAAUCGAUUCGAGUGUGUUGGUUUCAAUCCGUUCUUGAAUAGUUCGAACGCGCGGGUUCUUCGUCCAAAAUAAUUUAUUACGUUUCAAUCGGACUUUCGAGUCAUUACGAAUGGAACGAAGCGUUCGAAAAAAAAAAAAAAUAAAAAAAUAAUACGUUUACAUAUUUAUAUACAUAACGUAUGUCCUGAUCGUAAUAUUUGUUACAACGGUAUUUCCAGUUUUCGCUGCGAGUUUAUUUUGACGUUUUUCACCGUGCGCACAUCAAAAUCGUAACUCGCGAUCAGGACUGCCCGAAGUCACCCAUAGAAUAUCCAGACGGCAGUAAGAUGCAAAGUAUUUUUUUUUUUUUUUUUUUUUUGUAUUUACUUUGAACCGUCAAUGUCGUUUUCCGGCCGCUCGUCAGUCACGGGGGGGGGGGUCCCUUUGUUGAAACGCGUUAAACUUUCCGCGGUCGUACGUCCGCUAUACGUUGAAUUUCUCAACACGGUCUCGGUACUCCAAGCCAUAAAUUCGACAUUUCGAUUCGUUCGCCGCGUACGCUGAUGCGAUCCACGAUCUGUUUGUGAAAUUGCCCCGCGGUACUAAUGCGGGCCGCGAGUCGCUCGAGACUACGGACACUGAUGGCCGUCGUCUACGACGGCCCCUCGCCGAAAAACACCGUUAGGACGACUCCGGGACGCGAGUAACUCACAGUAUUAACGGCGAUUUCAUCUCAGGACGCGCUCGCGAUCAUUGUGUACCGAAUGUAUUUCGCUCGACGGGUACCGGACGUUAUUACCGUCGAAUUAGAUUUUCAGAAAGAGAGUGUGUGACCGCCGUUACAAACGACAAACGACAUUGUCAUUGUCGGACGGAGCAAAUAUAUUCGAUAACAAUAUACCGUAUGCGGGCGGGUGCCCGAUAUAUUACAAUAUAACCGUCCAACUGGCGGUUUCGGAAUUUACGGCCAUUAUCAUAGCUAUGCGUACACGUGUAUGUGUGCACUUACAAUAAUAAAAACAAUUUAACUUCGUUGACGAAUUAAUUAUGUUUCUCUGAAAAUUAAAAUAAUCGACAGCGCAGUGACGCGUCGGUGCAGUUUUCCCCCCGCGUGCGUCCAACGUCAUCGGUAACUCGUACAAAUGCUGUUGUCCGCCCGGUCGCCCGCGCGCGGCACGAUCAGUGCGGCCGCGUACGCACGCGCGUAAUUCGCACGGGAAAACCGAUCGAAUCGCGGGUCUCUGCCGCCGCUGCCACUGUACAACCGCCGCACUUAUCGCGUAUUGUUUCGCAUCGUAACCGUUUGUAAAAUGACUCAAUUUGUGAAAUACUUAAGAUUUUCGCGGUAACGACCGCGAGAGUUGUUGUUAUUAUUAUUAUUAUAUAUUGGUCAUUGAAAUCGUCUAGUCACGAAAGCCUCUUGUUACACGCUCGCAAAGGCCAAAGGGUAUACCUGUAUAAUAUAUGUAUGUAUAUAUAUAUAUAUAUAUAUUUAUUGUAUACCGUAUUACUGUGUAUAUUACUAUCGGGUAUAUAGUGUAAAUUUAGCGUGCGGAUACAAAAUGACGUGUUUCCCCGUCGUCACGUCGUCGGCGUGAAAUAUAAUAAUAAUAAUAAUAAUAAUAAAACAACGAAACACUUUUGCGGCGUUCAUCCCGCGUAAACACAAAACAAUACACGAUUCCUUUAACCAUUAUUUUCCGAGAAAAAAAACAAAAGUACGCGUAAUACGCUUCCGCUUGAUUUGUCGCCCGUGAAAUUUCGCCUUUUUUUUUUUUCUGUCUCUAUCUUGUGAACAUUACCAGGACCUUUGUACCGAAUAAUAUUGGCCGUUCGUUCGUAUGCUAUUAUAUUAUAAUAACGCGCGUUUCCGUUCCGGCUAUAUAUCUACCGGGUGUAUAGUAUAAAACGCCGUCGUCGCCGUCGCGGUCGGUUGAAUUAUAGGUUCCGUACCGGCGGCGGCGUGGCGUCCCACCCAUUAUCCAGAUUACGAAAUCGGCGGCGGCGGGUCUCGGCGACUACCGCGCUAAAGGUACACGGGGACGGGCGCGGGUAUAAAAUCAUUAUGCGCGGCGUGUGGUAUUAUGCGUACACGUGAAAUAAGGCGGGGAGAGGGAAAAAGGAGAACGAUGAUAACGUAGCGGGGCGAACGAAUGCGCGGCGGCCGCGGAUAGAGGAGUGAACGAAAACGGGGCGCCGUCGCCGUAAAUUUAAUUUCCAUAAACCCGCAUAAUAUAUUUUAUACGUGCCCGGGUACGCAUACGAACCGGGUGGGUAUACGCGAAACCCUUGUAUAAUAGGUGCAUAUAAUAAUAUUACAAUAUCGUACCUACGCGAUAUUAUUCCCUCGGCCGACGCAAAACAUUACGUACAUAAUAUAAUGCGUAUAAUGUGUAUAUAUAUAUAUAUAUAUAUGUAUAUAUAAAUGCACCCCCGAAGUAAUGUACGCGGUUCGUUAUUAUUAUUAUGCGCGUACGUAUAUAUCUGUGUAAUAUAUAUUAUAUACGUAUAUAAUAUACAGUAGCCCCGACGGAGGGGGCUUUGACGAUUUUCCGGUAUACCGUCGCGGGGUCGCCCGUGACAUUAUAUUGUAUUAUAUAUCGUGUGUAUAUAUAUAUACGGGGAAAACCGUUCCGGGAGCUGCGGGGACGAGAGGGAGGGAGUCGACGUCGGGCGCGAGCGCGCGCGCGCGCACCGCACCGCACCAAUGGGGCGUCGCCGGGCGGCACAAAGGGAUCGCGUGCCGUUCGCGGUCUCGCCCGUAUAACAAUUUAUAUACAUUAUAUUAUGUGUAUGUAUAUAUAUAUAUACACACACACACACACACACACACAUAUAUAUAUAUAUAUAUAUAUAUAUAUAUAUAUAUAGGGUACGACUUGUGCGCGGUGCAAUAUAUAAUAUAGGUACUUGCUAUAUAUAUAUAUAUAUACACGUGUAUACCUAACCGACGACGAAUGUUCCGGCCGCGGAGCGCGGGGGAUGGGGCGCUAGAAAGUCGUAUUGAUCAUUGGAAGCAUUGUGCGUGCAUAUAUAUAUAUAUAUAUACACACGCGUAUACCUGUGCGGUGUAUGUAUACGCGCGGUUCCUGGCCGUGCCGUUCCCCGCCGCUUUUGAGGUCAGACUGGCUCACGCCGCCCCGUCGGGUCCCAUUCCUCGCCCAUUUUCCCGUCCCCGUCCAACCCUUACACCUGCCACCACCCGCCGCUCUAUAGCCGCGCCCGGGACAAACGCUCCACGAUUGAUUUUCCGAAUGCCGUACGCGCGUAACACAUUUACACGGUCUCGCGGUCUCGUGCAUGCACACGCGAGUUUUACACCCGAUAAAUUAACAUAUAGGUUAGGUUAAAUGCUGCGCGUUAAAAAGGCAAACACCCGCAAGAUGUGUACACUUUUAUCGGGUUGUGUAAUUAUUGCGCCCGGAGAGGUCGACGUCCGCGGCGGCGGCGGUUUUUUCGCGCCGGGCCACUCGAUUGCAUAACGCAAUUGUCGUUGUCCGCGCAUUAUGCAUUUGAUGAACAUCGGAUGUAAACGGCGGCGGGUCACGUGUCGAUAAAUAUUACGGUACAGCCGUGUGUUAUUUCGUUUCGCGGCAGGCAGACGGCGAUCACGAACGCCUGUACAAUAACAAUAUCACGGUGUGUAUGCGUGUAUACAAAACGGACGGGGCGAUAUGGCCAAAACGUGUUGGAAACACUCGAGAUUUUUAUGGGUCGUUACGAACACGAAAACGGUUCGCUUGUAUAAUUCGCGCCCCUGCGGUUUACGAUCGUCUCGCGGUCGUGGUCGUGGCCGUGUCGCGUCGUCUCGCCGGUUACGAUAACGGAAAAUUUGCCGCUCGAGAGGCCGCGUCACGGUAAAAGUGAAACGUCGCGUACAAAGUUCAAACGGAGCAUUUUUUUUUUUUUCUUUUGAACGGUGUUUUCGGUGUCCAAAUCGAUUUCGCUUACACCGAUCGCUAUAUAGAAAACAAAUAAUGAUCGUGCGACAAAACAUUAUAUUCUAUGUAGGAAAUACUUCCCUGCCGGUAGGGUGAUUCGGAAAAGUCCAAAAGUCAAACGGACGGUAAAGUAUACCUGCUCGUGGAGUUUUUUUUUAAUGCGAGAGGAGCGGUCACGCAGUGGAUAUUCACUAAAACAAAAUUUACCUUUGCUCAAGAUAGAUGACGGGCUUACGGAAAACCUACGAAAAGGCGUAUUAAACUAUUAGAGCGUCCUAUCUCCUUCUACUUUUGAACAUUAGCCCCGCAUCGAAGGUAUAAAAUCUUACUUAUACUUUCGUAAUUUUUUUUUUUUUUUUUGAAAAUUCCACAUUUCGGGUCGUCUCAUAAAUAUCAUAUUGUUCUCUAUAUAAAUGUAAUAAAUUCAGAGACAAAUAUACUUAAACGUGCUCGUAAGAGCUGGAGGGCACUCCUGAAAAGUAUAGGGAGAGCGUGGUUUACGUUUUUAUGGUAUAUGAUUGCAUUUGUUUAAAUUUAUGAUUUAUAAUAUAUCGGUUAUAACUGUUUAAUAUUUAAUUUCAAAUUUGUUAUACGGAUCUCGACAGUCGACAUAAUUUAUAUUAUACAUUAUAUUUAAUAUCUCAAGUAUUAUUAUUAUUUGUACUUUUGCUAACUUUACCAGUGAGGUCAAGCCCGGGUCAAGGAACCAGUAGGGCCGACUUUUAAGAACUUGAAAACGAAACCCUUUUAUAUAAAUCUUAUGUAAAUUUAUGUAUAAAAACAUUUUUAACGGACAUGUUUUAUGUACUCGUGUGUGAAAAAUGACUCCCCGUAAACGUGGCCCCCCCGUCUCACUCCUCUUUACCCGGACUUACGGGGUUGGUGCCAUCGUUCAAAAUAUAUAAACGGGUGAUCCGAUUUAUAAUAAUGUCUGCAUACCCUGCAGUAUACUUCGACUCAAUCCACCAACAGUCAUAAUUAGAGGCCGGCCGGAAAAUAAUAUUCUCUUAAAAUAUAGCAAAUAUAAUAUGCUAAUGUAUUCUAAAAAAAUUGAAAAUAUUCUUUAUAAAUCAUAAUGAAAUAUGCAAAAAAUAUCAUUUUAUAUUCUAAAAUAUCCUCUAAGAUUAAAAAUAAGUAUUUUUAUACGCGAAAAUAAUAAAAUUCAAAAUAAAAAACAAUCGUAUACAAAUAGUAUACGAGUCAUAAUUGGUCAUUAAUCACUUCACGACACUUCAGGAACAAAAUGUUUUUCGCGUGCGUUCCAUACGUGCAUGUUUUUUUACGGUCGAUUUUUUUUCCAACUUUGACGACGGCCUCUUAAACGCGCGUUUCGCUGUUCCCCGUGCGCCAGAAGACCGCGCGACGACAUAACGCGUUCCCAUCUAUCGACCGCGUGAGGAUUUAUAAUAUUGUUUAAUUGGUUUCGGUGCAUCCUCUCUCUUGUUAUCGGUGACCGAGAAUACACUUUUACCGCUGCACGUUUCGAAAAAAAAAAAAAAAAAAAUUGAAUUUACUUAUACUUAUUUAUUACGUAACCUGCACGUGCCAUCGCGUUGCAUCUGCCGAGUACGCUAAAGAAACGAAUUAGAUUAUAAAUUUCGACCGCGGUUGACCGAGCGACCGUACAUGCAUAAUAUCGUAUAAAUAUUAAUAUAUUGUUCGAAAACUCAAAACUUAAUCGUAUUAGACGUGGCGGUAUUUUUUUAAUUUUUUUUUUUUUUAUAAUUUUAUUAUCUUAAUUCUAAUUUUACCUAAAACAUCUUUUGUCUCCGACUCGAGUCGAAAAAAAAAAAAAAAAAAAAAAAUUACACAUACAGUAUAAUAUAUAAUACGUAUAGGUGUAUUUUAUUCCAAAACUACCGGUUUAUGGUUAAUCGCGGUCCGACAGAGCUGGUCCCGCAGUCUCGAGUCGCGGUGGUUACGGCCGUGUUGGGUUUCCGUUCCGCGUCGCAGAAAAACCAGUCUUAUUGGUUGGUGUAUAAUAUAAUAUAUAGGGUGCUUAGAUGAAAAAAAAAAAAAUAAUAUAAUAAUAUAUACGUAUUCGCCAAAACCAAAGAGAUAAUCCGUCACGGGUAACUCGAUCCGAUAUACUGCAGCGUUACCCAGACUGCCUUGUCACUACUAGCCGGUUGUCUUUUAAAACAAUUGGAACGACGGGUUCUCGUUUCAUCGCGCCCGGCCACUACUAUAUACGUGGUCUCCAAAUUGUUCACGUUACGUAGUCGAAUUCCGUUGAUUUCAAUUCGUUUCAAUUCUUAAUUUUCUUAACUUAUUUUUAGAAAAAAAAAAAAAAAAGACAACGUGUGAAUAAUUUUGUAAAUACAUUUUGGCGUUGACAUUUUUAAUUUCCGUCGACCCGUUGACGAGACGUUCCAUUUUAAAAUGUGGGUAUGGGUUAGAGUAAUACGGAACAUCAUUUGCGUGGUGACACUGAGCGCGGCAUUUGAACAAGUAUUCUACUACAGUUCUUCUAUGUAUUACUCAAAUUCAAAAGCGGAAUAUCUCGACAACGGGUUGACGAAAAUUAACGAUUUCGACAUCAAAAUGUAUUUGAACUAAAACGCCGUGUGUUUAAAGUGUUUUCAAUACAGGUUGCCGAUUGAAAAUCAAAAGUGAAUAGUGGUUUCUCAACUACAAAAAAAAAAAAACAAAUACAACGGGCGGAAAAAAUAAGAACAAUGUAACGUUUUUAGAAUAUAUUAUAUACAUAUGAUUCCAAAGAAUAUUUACAUUAUCAGUUAUUUUUCGUAAAAAAACAACAUUUCGUGGACAAUUUGACUGUUACGUGAAAUUUGCAAGACUCUGUGUAUAUAAAGUACUCUGCGCAGCUGUAUUCAGUACUGUUUUUUUUUUUUUUUUUAACGUAUAUGUAAUUAUUCCGCAUAAAAUAAUAAUAAUAAAAUAUGUUAUGUUAGUUAAUGAUGAAUGCGAUCUGGGAUUAUUGCCUGGCGGGUUUUGUAGGUCAAUGUAUAAAUGCGUGAGUAUGGGUGGCAGGUAAAAAUCUUAACGAUUUUUUUUUUUUUAUUAUUUUCAUCCAAUACUAUCCAAUUCAAUCGAGCGUACGAUAUUAUUAUUAUUAUUAUUAUUUAGCACCGCCAUGGCAUUGUUCGACUAUCCGGGUAUUAAGGAGUGUAAAAUAUAAUAUUAUAGUACUUAAGAAAAAUCGCAAUUGUGUAUAUUAUCACGCGUUACAUACAGAAAGCGUACGAGUACGAUCGAGUAAUGUGUUGAUAUCAGCGUAUACUACGUCGAAAAAUGACAUUUGGUCCUGUAACGUCCGCGUUUUUUUCACGAUAGUUCAUGAAAAUGAUUUCGACAACGGAUUCGAAUCGCGUCCCGGGUUCUUGAUAGCAGAUCCCAAUCUCGUCCCACGAUAAUAAUUACAAAUUAUACAAGGCGAACAACGUAACGUAAGACACACGUUAUCUCGGAAAGUAUUGCAACUUUUUUUAAAAAUUAGAUUUUUUGGACAUUUAAAAAAUUACAGUAGCUCUAAAAUGUUGAAUUACUCUUUUUCGUCACCCUUAUUUUAGGGAUGAAACCGCUGUCUACUUUUGAUAUUCAAACUGCAACCUAUAUAUUAUUAAAGAUUCCAUUAAUUAAACGGAAUAUUAGUUUAAAUGAAUUUUGGUGUCGACAUUUUUAAUUUCCGUCAACCAGUUGACGAGAUAUUCCAUUUUUUAGUUUCGGUGAAGAGAGAGUAUUAUACAGCAUAUAUAACGCCAUUCUCUCCCCGCCUAGUAUUUAUACUAAUAUACUCCGUCUAUUAAUGGAAUUUUUAAUAUUGGUUGCUAUUUGAAAAUCAAAAGUAGCUUUUACCCCUUACAAUAAGGGCAACAAAAAAAGAGUUGUAUAACAUUUUAGAAUUGUUAAUUUCUUAAAUGUUCCAAAAAGCAAAUUCCGAAAAAAGUUAAUACUUUCCGAAAUAAUAAGCGUUUUACGGUGCAUUUUCAUAAACUCACCUCAUUCGUGCACAAAAACAUACUCAAUCUGUGUAAUGUUGAUUUUAGUACACAACACAUUUUCAUUAAAAAUUUGCACUUAACACAUAUGUGCGCUUAACCAUCAAUAUGUACAAUUCAAAUGUUUAAAUCUUUGUCUGUAUGCCAAUUUUUGAAUGUAGGCCAGUCUGUCAUAGUCGUAAAGUUAGGCUUAGCAUGCAAGACUGACCCGGGCCAAGAGCGUGUCUCUGGAAAUGGCGCAAAAUCUAGAAUUUAUACACACAUAAUAGAAACAUAAAACAUUUUAACAAAAAUGAAUCGAGGUAGAGGCUAUACGAGAGCGGACAUUUUUGUGUAGCAAGAGGCGCUUAUAUAAGCCUUAUUGUUACGGUUCUGACGAUAUAGGUAAUAGCUCAGAUGAGCUGAUAUCGACAAGUCUGUGUAAUAUUACUGUUAUUGAGGACAAACCGCAGACGCGAAUCGGUAGUUACAAUGCAUUUCAUUUAUUUUUAAAAUAUUAACGCAAUUCGGGUGCUACCGUUAAAAUUAUUUCGGGGUCGCACUCGUUAUCGAACGAGUGCGGAUUUACACGCCUAAAUGUUUUCGAAAAACGUAAAAGUAUACGCUAAGAAACACGUGUCUAAUAACUGACCGGUUUUUUUUUUUUUUUUUGGCAAGUGACUUUUGAAAUGGACGAACUGGCUAUACGAAAACUAACUUUGGACUUUUUACAGAAAACAUUUUUGACGUGUUAAUAACGGUUUUUUUAAAAAAAUUAAAAAAAAAAAUUAAAUCAGUUUAUAUAGGUACCAACUGUUAUUGACUCCACUUGUGUACCUAUAUAUAUAUAUAUACUAUAUACUCUGUGUAUAUGAUUACGAGUAUGUUAAAAUUAGCAUAUCUCGUAUAAAGUUACACCAAGCAGGAAUAUGUGUAAUAAAAAUAAGAGAUACGAAAUAUCGUUUCGUAUCGUUUUACUGUCGACGCCGUAACACGCCAUAAUAUUUGAUACACAUUUUCAUUUUAUUUCUCAAAAACGGGGAAAAUAAUAUUAUGUACGCGCGCUCGCGCAAGUAUAUGUAUGUGUGUGUGUGUGUGUGUGUGUGUGUGUGUGUAUGUAUGUAUGUGUGUGUGUGUGCGUGUGUAUGAAACGCGCGCUUAUGGAAUUCGUUUUUGUGCGUAAUAAUUCUGAAAAACACGUCACGGUGGUACGAUCGUGCGGAAAACAAAAAAAACGGUUUUAUUUUAUUUUGUUUGCAUUUUUGUCCGCGUAUUGUAAUUUCAAUUGCGAUAAUACCUAUAAAAUAUAAUUAUUAUUAUUAUUAUUAUUAUUAUCAUAAUUGUUAUACUACUACUGUCGGGCGGCAGCGUCAGACGGCCAGCGCUACAGUGACGAUACCGCCGACGUGGUGUCGGCGCAGGCGGAGGCGAGCGCGCCGAGUGGUCAUCGGCGACGCGCCGGGUACCCGGUUACCGUGUACCGUAACGUUACGUACGGGGACGGGGACGCGACGCGCAUCCGGUGCACGCGCGGCCCGGCGCUCUCGCAAACGCCGUCCGCUCUUUUCGGCCGCGCGCGCCGGCCAACGUCCGGAACACCGGUGCGCGUUCAGCGAGACGAGACGGCGCGGAUACUUCUUUUGAACGUUUCGCCACAAUGCGAGAACGCCCUGCGGACGUAAUGGACCGGGACGGUGUCGGUAGCCGGCGGCGGCUCCGGUCCGGCGGCACAACGACGGGCCGCGCAUUGUUGCCGCGGCGUUGUCGCUGUUAUUGUUGUUAUUGUACCGUCACCGCGGACCCGGCACCUCGGCGCACGCCGACGUUUGAUAUUAUUAUUAUUAUUAUUACUAUUAUUGUUAUUAUUAUCAUUAUUAUAGCCCCCUACCCCCCUCCCCCGCCCAUCGAGCCCCGAAGUGUAUAUUAUGCGCGCGUACGCGGCCGCUGUUAUACGACCCGGGACGGACGUCGCGCGUUUAAACGGGCGCGGCGGUCAAAACGAUCUUUUGUCCGCGUGUUUUGACGUUUGCGUAUACGACACCGUGCGAUAAGUAUUGUUGUCGUUGUACGCGCGAGACCGGUGACAAUAAUAUUGACGCGACGCCGUCCCGCGGUUGACCGGCAGCGGCGGCGAUCCCCUCAUCCGCGAUCGGUUUUCGCGCGAUAGGCCCCGAUCGUCGACGCCGUCGCGGGAAACGAUACGAAUGUGCAUUGUCCAUUAUUAACGGCAAUGGUAAAAAUCGAUAAUCUACGCGCACAGCGAACCGGGCAAAUCACAAUAAUAAUAUUAUUACAUUACAAUAAUAUGUGAAUGUUAUAUUAUUAUUAUUAUACGCCGCGCCGCCGCCGCCGGCAUGCAUUUGGUUUCUGUCAAUCGGAUUUACAAGGUUUCCGAUUGUAAUCCUUUUACGGCGGUGUAAAUAUUGGGGUAGGCCACCGCGCGCGCUAAGUGACUCGGCCCGUGUACGUCCGUGUAUCACGUCCGAGCCGUCGUCUUUUCAAUGGUCACGGUACGAUAAUAUUUUCGUUAUUAUCGCGAAUCGAUUACGUGCAACGGACGGAAAAAUUGAAAUAAAAAAUAAAAAAAAAAAAUCCCACAAAAGUCCGGACUCGUUUUUAUCGUCGCACAACAAAAAUCCGAAAAACAUAAAAAAAAAUACAUCUUCUUAUUAUAUUACGACUUUUACCCGCGGUGUAGAUAAAUCCCCAUUAUCCGAUAAAUCGAUUGUUUUUCAAAACGUAACUUAUUUCGUAUUAUUAUUAUUAUUGUAGGAAGUAAAAACGUACUAGGACUUUUUGUCCAACUUUUUUUCAAAACGGACUUGUUGUCCGUGGACCUUUUGUCCCCGGAAUUUUCGUCCGGGAUUCAACACGCCCGACAACAAAUAUUAUAUACAUUGAUAAUUGUACUUAUUUACGAUUGAAGAAAAUCUACAAUGUUAUAUUUAAAUAUUUUGGGCUAUCCCUUUCAAAAUACGAUCAAGUUUCUCUCUGGCAUUGAAAAUCCCCUCGUGUUAACAUUUUUAAAUUUGUCAGGCGCGAUCUUUCCUGCUCGAUCGUACAUAAAAAUUUCGGCACGCUUGUAUUUUUAGAGGAACUACUUAAAACGUCAUAAACUUUGAUACUGAAAACAUGCUUACCUGUCUUCUUUUUGUAGAUUUAUCGAUUUUUUUUCCUAUCCGGUAUUAUAAUGAGUAGUAGUAGUUGUUUAUUUAUUCGUAAUAUAUUAUUUUUAGUAUUAUUAUUAUUAUUUUUUUUUUUUGAGUCCAAUUAUUCUCUGUGUCUCUCGCGUCCAAACAGUCGCUUCCAAUUGACUGCGUACACAUAGUGACCCCAAACAAUGUAUAUUGUUGCAAAACCAACAAUACAUACCUCGCCGCGCUCAGAAUCUAAAAUAAUACUCAAAAUACGUUUCACAGUUUCGCCGCUCAGAAUCGUUAUCGUUAGUAUUGUUAGCUUUUCGUGGCGUAUACAGAUGAUAUUAUUCAAAAUCAAAUUGAUAUUUAAAUAUUUAUUCAUUUGGUUUAGUAUUAAAUUAUAAUUUGAUUCUUAAAAAUUAAAUAAGAUACCUAAUCAAAAUUAUAAUAAUAUAGUAUAUACGUAGUAGUACUAUUUAUACCGGUGUACUUAUAAACAUCGCUGUAAAUACCCGAAGUCGUUUUUAUAUUGUACAAUAGCUGGCGCGUCGUACAUACAAUGGAUUAAAAAAAAAAAAAAAACCUUUCAACAGAAGAAUAUUAUUAUUAAAUAUUAUACAUCGAACAACAUGCGGUUGUGUCAAUUACGAUACAAUUUGUGGUAAAUUAUUAUAACCUAAUAAACCGUAAUUCAGUCGGUUCGCUUUUUGUUUAUAUACCCAACAAUCUAUCUGACUAUACCGCGAUGGUGUAGUACCGCGGUUGUGGUUGCUGUUAUUAUUAUUAACGCCGCGGGGGUAAUAUUAUAACGAAGAAAGUCACAAUUAACAAAAAGCCAUAAAGUAUAUCAACGGUAUUAUACAGUCCGAUGAUACGGUGCCGCGGCUGGAUAUAAUAUCGUAUUAUUAUUAUACGGGAAAAAAUAUGAGUUUUAAUCGCAAUAAACCAACGUCGUUGUCGUAAUAAUAACAAUAAUAAUAAUAAUAAUAUCACGUAUUGUGAAUAUCAUGCCUGGUGAAUUGAACGAUGGUAUAUUACACGUAGAUUUCAAACCCACGGAUGCAUUCUCUUUCGUUGGCGCGAAUAGGGGGAGUAUAAUUCUCCUCCCUCCACCCAAAUCAAGUCCUCAUCAAGUACCUGCACACCAAGUAUAGACAACAGGGGGCUGUAUUCAGGAGGGGAAGAGGCUUGCGACCGAAAGGCGAAGGGGACAACUGCAAUGUUACGUCUCUUGUUGAAAAAACCAGAUUAAAUUUUGACGUUUUAGAUUCUGAGCGAAGCGAGAAAUGUACCGGUUGUACAAUGAUGUUUGUUUAUUUUUAUCUGUAAACGACUUUUCUGCUAAAAAUCAUGCUCCGAUUUGUCAAGUAUAGCAUCUUUUCUGAAAGGGAAAUUUAUCUGGGUGUGGUACUUUAGGCGGGUUAUUUUUUGAUUUUCCAAGUAGUUUUUCAAAAUAAUUUUGAAAUACGGGAAAAUUUACGAAAUUCAUUAUUUUAAAUUUUGUAUUUUGUUGUAAUUCAGUUAAAAAUAUUCUUAGAGACUUGAAAUUUGAAUAGAAAAUUAUAUUUGUCUUUUCUAGACGUGGUCAAAUUUUAAAAACAUUUUAGCCAUUUUUGAGUUCUAAUUUUUAACAUUAGUCGUAACAUAAUAUAUUAUAUUAUACAUUUAUAAGUGUUGUACAUCAUGCUUGCAUGUUUGUAGUCUGAAAUCAACAGUACAGAUUGUACGUUUUGAACAACGUUAUUCAUGUUGAUUUGUGAAACAAUCCGGGAAUUUCGCGUUCGCAUUCGUUUAUAACGGUUCGCAAAUAUUUUUAUUAUACCCAAAUUCAACACAUCACAGCGACGUUGUGUAUCUCACUUAGAUUGCACAGCGGGAUAAGAUGAUUUUAUUUCAAAAUAAAUACGCACUCGAAUGACUAUAUAUAAUGCGGCACGACUCCGUAGGUAGGUAUGACUGUUUUACAUUAAUUCCCAUCAAUUAUAAUAUUAUUGGCGGAAACGUCUAAAUUCGUAAAAAUACAUAAAAAUAUACCUUAACACACAAUUAUAUUAUAUAAAUUUGCGUUACAGGCGGAAAGUUUUUUGAUUUUCGGCGCGAAAACGUUUGGGUCGAACGCGUAAUAAAUCAGAAAACCGGUCUUGUGUUUUGUUUUGUUUUUUUUUUGGCGGAAAAGAACCCCGUGCCUUUUAUAUACGAAACGAGCGGCGGGGCGUAUACGGGCGGUAAUACGACGAUAGUCGACGGUAAAAUAAAAAAAAAAAAACACGAUCGUAUUAUUAUUAUUAUUGUUCGUCGUCGUCGUAGUGUAAUAAUUUUAUAAAAUAUGUGUAUCAAUGGGUAGUGUACCGCCGCGAGGGGUCCGCCGGCCGAGCGCAUAUAUCGCUAAUUAUUAAUGAACAAACGGAACACAAUUCUGAACGCACAACAGGUUGAGUAGGCGAACAGUGGCUAACAUAAUUUUGUUCCGACCGUGUAGCCAAUAAUGUAUCGCCGUGUCCCACGGUACAACGACGGUAUUCCGGGAGUCCCGCGACAGACGGCGGCAACCGUUUCGAAUGUUUCGAUAUAAUUUACACACACACACACACACACACACACACACACACACACGACUUUAUAAUAAUGUAUACGUUCGCAUACAGGGCGAUUCUGUUGACUCGGUCCCAUUAUACCAUUAUUUGUAUUGCCUAUAAUAAUACCCGUUCCGUGCGUGUGUAUACUCAUCCGACCUAAAUCCUGUGCAAACACAACGCGCCGGACGGACUUUGGAAAAAUUCUCACACGGUUUUUUUUUUUUUUUUUUUAUACGCGACAGUAUUCCUCGGAUUUUCCCCGAGUUAUCUACUGUUUUGUUUAAAGAAAAAAAUAAAAUCUAAAUCAUAAUAAACGUCAAAAUCAUAUCGGUAUAAUUAUUCUAAUAAAUCAUUUUACUAAUUAUCUAAUUGAUAUUUCAACCAUGAAAAUUUUUGAAAUAACAAUAACAAUUUGUCCAAACCGAAGAAAAUAGUUUACUGUAUAAAAUUUAUAAUCCUCAGAUUAUCCUCAGAUCAACCAGAGAGUCGCAAUCGUUAUUAAAGUGAUGCGGAAUGUCUUUGCUACAGUUAUACACAUAGGCAUGUUUUAAUAAUAAUAAUAAUUUACACCUAAUAUAUUUUCGUGAUAUUUUUGAAUGCAUUCACUGUAGCAACCAAUUUUUUUUUUACCACAUCUACAAACGUCUGGAUCCCUAAGUAUAUAAUAAUAAAUAUUAUAAUUGUCUCGUAUGGUAUUUCGUUAAAUAGAAAUACAGUUUGCAUUUUUAAUACCAGAGCGUGAGCAGAUUUAUGACGCAUACUGUGCACUAUUUAUACACGGCGUAUAGAUAGUGUACAUAAAUUUAAUCUAUAACGUACCGCGUUGAAAACAAAUUUUAAAAACUUUACAUGUACAUACAUAUUUAUGUAUUUUUAUAUUCUUACUAGUAUAAUAUUGCAGCUUUUAUUAUAAUAAUACGGUUAAAACCGGGACAUUUUAGUAAACAUCCAUCGUAGAGUAUCCACUCCCCCUUCUUUAACAAAUUGCCUCGGGCGGAUAGAUCCAACCGUCUCUUUAACUUUUGAAAUUUCCCCAGCUACCUUUCCCCCUAAAGAGAUAGUUGCCUAAAUAUAAUAUAUUGUUCCGAAAAUCUACUAAUUCGAUAAUUUACCAAUUAUAUUCUAUGUCGGACCCACGGUAAGAGAAAUCUCACUCUACUGGGUUUUCAAUCGACUUCAAUGUUUAUCCAUUUGAACACAGAAAACCUUCUUAAAAAUGCCAGUGUUAAAAUUUAAAAAUAUUUCUGUAAAUUAACGCUAUAUAGCGAUAUAGCUACCUAAAUGUUAAUAUAUUAUAGAAUAUAGUCACCCGGUCUCCGGAUUUCAGCGGCCUCGUAUUUGUAUUUAAUUGAUAAAAAAAUUCUAUAUGAUAUAAAAUAUCGCACUGUAAAUAAUGCAAUAAACCCUCUUUUCUUCUAAAGUCCUUGGCCGAAAAAUGUACAAAUUAAGCACUAAAAAACUGUAAAUAUAAUUUUUACACAAUGCGUCUGCGGUGCACAUAAUUAGCCUUCGGAGAAAGGUAACAUGCAGAAAUGUCUUAUUCUAAAGGACAAUAUAAAUUUUAAUUAUUAUUGUAUUGUAUAAUAAAACAUUAACAGAAAUAAAUAUUUAUAUAUUAUUUUAACGCGUUAGAAAUAUAUAUUUUUUUUUUGGAUUUUGAGUGAAGGGAGGGGUUAGGAAAAUAUUGGAUUUACAAUGAAGUUUAUUUUUUACACUUUGUACUUAAUUUCUCCCAGAAAUCUUGUUCCAAAUCAAAACAUGACAAGAGACCGUUUUUGUUGCAUUUCGGCUCUAAUUGGUACUUUGGACAGAAUAUUUUUUAUAAUUCACAUUAAUAUUUGUGAUAACAAGGAAAAACUGAUUCUUUAGAUUAAAAAAUAUUAAAAGAUUAAAAAUUAGUUUAUCAUUGGCAAUCGUUUUUAUUUAUUUUUUGUUAUUAUUAAAUUUGUAUUAUUUUAAUCUUUUAAUAUUUUUAAUAUUUUUAAUAUUUUAAAUAUUAAAUAUUUAUAAUAUUAAAAUUGCGUUUAACAGAUUUAAUCCUAUAUAAUAAAAAGUCACGUGAUUUUUUUAAUUUUUUUUUUUCAAAUAACCUUAAGCUCGAUACGUUUUCGUCGAGACUGACGAGUAUUGCGUAUUUUAAUAUGCAACCUGAUAAUUCUUAUACGGUUUUCAUAUACGCCAUUUAUACAGAUAUAUAUAUAUAUAUAUAUAUAUAUAUAUAUAGGUAUAUAACCUAACACAAAUAAUGACAAUUCAGCAGUUGUGUUAUGUUUUCUGUAUAGCAAAUGACGGCUUGUUUUUUGCCAUCCGUAUGAUAUACAUAUAACUAUUUAACAUCCACGAUGGAGUCUUUCUCAAGUAUAUAUGCGUAGGUACAAAUAGGUGCCUAUGCUAUGUAUGAACGCACGUGCAGAUAUCUGUUAUAUAUUAUCUCGACGAGAAUAUAAUAACGUAUACCUAUAUACAUUAUUAUAUUCUCGUCGAGAUAAUAUACCUAUUAAAAACAAUUUUAUGAAACUUUACUCAUAUACGUAAUGUCGGUGUGCAGCAUAUACCUAUAUUAUAUUGUCUAUAACAAUGUUAUAAAUAUGGCAUACGGUACCGUAACUGUAAUAAUAUUUACAUGUCCUUCGGUGUGAGAGUAAAACCGUAUACGUAAAGGUAUAAGGCAUAAUAUACUGAAUAUCGGUGGGUACAAAUGACAUUCAGCACAAUAAUAAUGCUGUAUGUUAAAUAUCAGAACAUAAUAAUAAUAAUUCGCACUUUAAUAUCCAGCUGGUAUAUUGUUUCGAUGUUAUGAAAUAUAUUUCUUGAACCAUUGUUUUUUUUUUUUAGUUUAACACAGGUUAGCUACAUAAUGGUAUAUUCUAAUCGUUGUUCGCGAUUUUUCAAUAUUGAAAUUCUUCUUCGUCUUCCAAUGAAGAUGGGCUUAAAUUAAUUUUUGGUUUUUUUUUAUAUAGGUAAUUUUGUCUCGUAUGAUUUGUUCCCUUUGUUUUUCGGCCUAAAUUGCGCAUGUGUAUGUAUUUUCAAAAUUAUUCUACGUAGUAAUAUUAGUUUUUGUAUGCAAGUAGCAAGUAUAUGUAUUUCAUUAUUUUCAAAAUUUAAUUUGCUUAUUGUAUUGAAAACUGUACAAAAUUUACUUAAGCUCUUCUUCCCCCGGACAAAAUAAUUAAAUUACAAGUGUUAUAUACUCAUACAUCGUGUAGAUAAACCGAUAAAUCGCGUCGUCGAAUUCCUAUCUACGCUCAUACCAAUCAAAGUAAUUUAAGUUAACACUUUUUUUUUUCAACCGUUUCAGGUUGGUUUGCAGGUUUACACACACCACAUUCACCAUAUCUCGUGGUCUUCAGGAAUUCUCUUUAAUCCAGUAUAUUAAGUGUCUAUCCUUACCUUUUUUUUCGUCAGUUGAAAUAUGCAUGUGCUUUACGUCCUUCAAUAUUGCACCUACUAUUACGACAACGUAGUGAAGUUCUCCAUAAUUUAUUAUAGACUAUAGAUCGGUAUCCAAUUAUAUCACUUCGUCGCCGCGUUAUGACAUUCAUCGUGGUUUUUGUUUCUUCAACUUCAGUUAAUACGUACAUCUUCAUCCGUUACUCUUACUGUCCAGCUUAUUUUUACCUUUCGUCUUCAACCCUUGCACAAUCCGAAUACUACAAGGGAUUUUUUUCUAAUUUUCUAAUAACCCACGUCUCGCAACCAAACAUACACGAACACGCAAAUGUUUUAUUUUAUUAAUAGAGAAUUACGCUAUUAAUACUUUUUAAGAGCAAAAUACUCUUUACCGCGUUGAAAGCCGCCCUAGCUUGUCCGAUUCCCUGCUUAUUUGCAUGUAAUAUAUUAUACUUCUUACGUCCGCAGCAGAUCUUCCUUGACUACUCGAGUAUUUGAAACGGCCGAUAACUUGCAUUGAAAAUUGGGUUCCGGCGUUCAACUGAAAUAAGCGCAAAUCAGAAUACGAAUAUAAUACAAUGUAUACGCAUAACACAAUACGUAGGUCUUUUUAGCGCAGGUUUAUCGUCACAAACGGUAAAUUAUUAGGUAUAUAAUAUUAUUAAAAUAAUAAUAAUAAUAAUAAAUAGUACCUAUACAUACGUAGAUAAUGGCCGACAAUUAUUCUCGCAAGCUGACCCUGUCAAUUAUUAUAAUAUGGUGUGUAAUUUUUAGGGUUAGUAUAUGUAUAAUAUGUACGAGGGCACCCUCGUAAAAGUUUUCGGACCGUGACUAUAUAUAAAAAAUAUUAUAUCGAGGGCGAAUUAUAUUUGGAGGGGGGGGGAUAAUACUAAUUAAAAUAUAAGACUAGGAGGUAUACAUGUAAUAUAUUAUGCACCUAUAAUAUAACGGUAGGUAUAAAUAUUUAUAAAAUAAACGAAUUUCGUACCAUGCAAUACCGUGCGUCGCGAACUUGGACUUUAAGUGCUAUUGCUAUGCCGUAUGUACGGUAAUAAUAAUAAAAGCGUAUAAUAUAUGAAUUAUGUUGAUUAUGGAUUUUUUUUUACUUUUUUUUUUUGUAUAAAUACGCUUGGGACAAAAAUGUUUUAUGACCCCGCGUAACAUAUUAUAUGAGUGUAGAAUAAUAAUAAUAAUAAUAUUAUUAUAUCGUACGAGAUUAAUAAAAUGAAAAAAAAAAAAACAAAAAGAGAAAAAAUUAAAAACCGAGUAAAAUUACGUAGUUUUAUUUUUUUUUUUUUUUUUUCGUCGUCGUCGUCGCAGCGUAUACAGUGUCCCGUGCGAAAUGACCCCCUCGGGUAACGUCAGAAGAAAACGAAAAAAAAAUAAAAUAAAAUAAAAAACCAAAAACAAAGUAUAAUAUAAUCGUGCCUUAUUAGACCCGGACGGCGAACAGCGGUCGAGAUCCGUUUACGUUUUACGGCGUCGUCGACUAGGUGCAGAAACGCUACCGUGAGUUAUGUCCACCGGAAACCGGUCGGCGUGCGGCCCGAGUUAUUAUACGCGUAUAUAAUAUGUGAUGUACGCACAUUAUACUCGUACAUAAAAUAAUACCGCAGUCGCGUAUAUUGCGUGCGUAUGUAUAUAUAUAUAUAUAUAUAUAUAUAUAUAUUAUACGUACGAAUUAAUUAUUGUUAUACAGUCAAACGGACGGGGGGGAAAAAAACAAAAAAAAAAAAAAAAAAAAAAAAACGAAAAAGAGAGAGAGAGAGAGAGAGAGAGAGAGAGAGUGAGCGAGACAAGCGGCGGCGGCGGCGGUAGACUGGCCCUGCUGCUGCCGCUGCGACGGCCGCAGCUGACGUGUGACCGUUUGGGACAUGAUAGCGCUGGCGCAGUAAUUACACCUAUAGGUAUAAACCGUACUGCGUAUGUGUACGUAUGGGUAUAAUAUUAUUAUUACCUAUACGUGUCCUAAUGACAGAUAUAAAUCAAACGACCAGAUGUUUCGGCGGCGGGCGACCCCCCUCCCCCGCAGCCCCUUACACUUUGCCUUCCCCGCGAUGAUGUCAUCGCCCGCCCCUCUCGUUCUGUAACCCCUACUGCCCCCUCCCGCCGCCUUUCUGUGCGCGGUAUACGCCUUUUUUCCCGCCGCCGCCGCUUCGAAAUUAAUUACUUUAAAUGGUAAUUGUUUUCCCCCCCGCCCCAACACCACCACCACCGUACUGUUGGAGGGUCCAUUAUGUAAGUUAUGUAAGUCGAACAACAUAAUAUUAACUUCUAUUAUGUAUGUGUAUAUAUAACGGUGACUUAUCGUAUACAACGUACAAUACGCAUUAUGACAUCGUAUUAUAAUAAUAUAAUAUUAUGGUACCUGCUGUAUGUAUAAUAUACACGGCGGACGCAAUAUAAAUAUUAUUCGCAUACACGCUAUAUAUUGUAACGUAUAUUAUUUUCUUGCGAGCGUACACACAGAUUUUAGACUUUUUUUUUUUUAUAGUAGAAAUAUUAUACAGGUGUUGUUUUUCUGUAUUGAUUUCGCGCACAUUAGUCAACGCGUUGUCGGUACGAUACAACUUAAAGGUAUUCGUGUAUGUAUUAUAGUUCUUAUUAUAAUAAUAUACGCGGACCUAUACAAACGGAGAACGUAUUAAGUAUACAUGCGUAUAAUACUAUAACAUGGACACACACACACACGAGUUAUGUUUCGGUUAAAAUCGAAUUAUCUUGCGGUCGUGUAAUACACGCCAAAAAAAAAAAAAAAUAGAGAAAAAUUAUCGGAAACCGUACAAAAACAUGGGAAUAGAAACUAGAAUCGCAUUCGUUUUGUUUAAGCGCCGUCGCCGCCGCUACAUAAAUUUAAUAUCGCGCGUUUUAAUGGCAUUUUAUACGCGUAAGAAGCACAAGGAAGUACCACAGCGACGGGAAUUUCCGGAUAACAAUUACAAUAAUAUCGCAUUCCGAUUAACACAGAAAUAAAUAAAAAAUAAAAAUUACAGUCGGGAAUUGAUACAGAAACGAAUAAUGCGUAUAAACAAUCGCGAAUCAUCCGGAAUAUAUUUGGGGUUAGUUCAAUGAGGAUUGAAUGGAAAGAAAAAAAUAAGUCAAAAUCGCUUACAGUAUAGCGGUAUUAGCGGCAGAUAUCAAAAUGCGUUCAGAAAUAUUCGGUGGAACGGAAUAACAGUUCAUUUCCAGCGUUCGGAAGAUUAAAAUCAAAACGCCGCUCCAUUAGUUCAUAUAGAAUAUAACUGUGCGUAAAUACAAUCUAACUGUGUAGAAUAUUUCGAAAAACUAUUCGAACAGUUUCUCCACCCCACCGUAUAACCGAACGAUGAUUGUGUGACCGUUCGAAUACAGUUCGCGAUCUGUAACAAUCGUUCGACAGUUGUAACUAUGUAUUAUAUUCGAUAAUGUCGAUCGUUAGAAAAUACAUAACGAAAACAUACAAAAAAAAAAACCCAUAAAAUUCUAUCGAUUGUGUACGCUUGCAGUUACCGUAACCGUACAGUUACUGCAUUACCUACCUGUACGGUUUAACUAAAAUGCCCGUAAUGUCUAUAAGGCCAUAAAUUAUUACCCAUAUACAUAAUAAUAUCCACUUGGCCACUAUUAUCGCGUAAUGUAUCACAUCGUCUUAUUAUUGCGUUCCCCCUUCGCAACGAGAAAACGGAACGCUACACUAUAAUACAGCAAUAACAUCGCCGAUCAAAUAUAUAAUUUACACGAGUUUAUAUUCUACCUCAACAGCUACUUUACAUUGUAUUUAUGGUCGUUUAAAACUGUAUGCGGUCUCGUAUAAGUCAUUGAUUUUGUUCGAAUAUUUUUUUAUUUUUUUUUUUUUUUUACGUGUUUAUAUUGUAAUCGUGUUCUCGGGUAAUAUAUAUCUAUAUAUAUUUUUUUUUUAGUAAAAUAACGUAUUUGUUUAAUUUCGUGAACUCUCGCAGUGCGAUACGAUCGUGCCUGCAUUAUACUACAUAUAUUGUGUAACACGUAAUUUUAAUUUUUUAAUUUUUUUUCGAAAUUCGAUUAUUUUUUAUUUUGUUUAUUUUAAUUGUUUGCCGUCAAACGCGUCGUGUUUCAUUCGAAUCGACUACGUGCUCGUUUAUUUUAAACUCGAUACACCUAUUAUAAUUGUAACCCGUAAUGUUUUAACGGUUUUAUACAAUAUAGGUACUUUUCAUUAUUUUCAUAUUCAUAAAAUAAUAUUAGAGCAUUUUUGAUAACCAUCACGCACCGUGUGAUUAUGCGUAUAUAAUUAUAUCGCGGUAAGAUUGGGCGCAUUCAAAUAUUCUACCCACGUGUAUACCUAUACACCUAUUACGGCGCAGGACAUUAAACUAUAAAAACCGGCAGCUGUCAGUUUUAUUUUUCAAGUAUAUACUAUGUACAGUCCGCAUAAUAAUUAUUACAUUUAUUCAUCUAGUUUUUAUAUUAUGCUAAAAAUAAAAAUCAUAUUCAAUUUUUAAUAAUUAUAGUAUUACUAUAUUAUUAUUAUGAUUUUUUUUUUUUUUUUGCUCGUGAGCUCGUAUCGGAAAUAAUAAUUUUUGUUUUGUUUUUUUUUUUUGUGCAUUCACUACUAUAUGAACAUAUGCAUUAUGCAUAGUAUACACGUUUAAUUUUUUUUUUUUUUAUAUAUAAUUUUUAUACAGUUUCAUUAUUCAAUUUAAAUAAUAUAUACCUACCCAUUCAAAUAUACAUAUACUAAAUAUAAUCGAAAUACUCGAAUUUAAAAACGGAUAAGCCUAUGAUAUAUAUGUAGGUUAAUGUUAAAAUUUGUUAAGCAAUCACUAAUCACUCUUGAAUAAGUCGUAUCUUACCGCAACAGUCGCAAUACAUUUUUAGUCAUAAAUAUAGCAAUGUAUAGAAUAUAAUAUGUUAUGUACCUACAGCAAUAAAUUAGUCACCACGUUAAAAAUAUUAUAAAAGUCAGAUUAUAUAGUAAACCCUUUCGUCACGACUUUUUAUUUUCGACUAUUUUGGAUAAGGCUUAUUUUACUUACUGUUUAUAUUUGGACUCGAGUUGAUAGUACAUACUGAUCCUAAGAUAUAUUCUGUCUUCUCUAAAGGAUGUCAUGACUUAUAAGGGAACCUAAAAUUAAUAAUAAGAACUAAUUACAACUAAUAUAUUUACCCAAGUAGAUAGAGAGUACUUGGAGUUUAUAUUUAAAUUGUAAAUUUGCAUUCUAUUUAUCAGGACUAUACAAUGCAGUUAAGCAAAUAAUUAUUAAACUAGUUCGUUAUUUGUUUCGUGAGAUAACACGGCUUUUUUGUAUAUUUUUAGAUUUUGAGAAUAAGUGAGGAAUGUAUAUGUUGUUUUACUAAUUGUUUUUUCUGUUUUUCUGUAAAUAACUUUUCCAGCCUAUAACUAUUACAACCAAUAACAUCAGGGAUAGUUUCUGGUACCAAAUUAUGUCUAGUUGGACUUCGUAUUUCUUAUGGUUUUCUUAAUAAUUUGAAAAAACUGGAAUAUUUAUACUCAAAAAUGAAUUCUACAAUUUUUAAUUGAUUUUUUUUGUUGUAAUUCAGUUUAAUAAAAAUCGUGUAACAUUAUCAGAUUAUUCUAGCUAUUUUUUAAUUAUUUUAUUAUAGCCAAUUGAAAUUUUCAAAGUUGUUUAGCUUGUAUUUCGUUUUUUGUGGAUUAAACUGUUUUGGACCACCAAAAAUGCUCGAAAAUCUAACACGUAAUUUAUACAAAUAUGUAUGCAAUACUGUGUUCAAAAUAAUUUUUUUUUACGGAAAACAAUAAUUACAUAAAUAUAAGUAAUACGAGUUAUAGUUUGAGAAUUGAGUUGAUAAUGAAAAAAUAUUAUUGUGUCAUUAAAUUAAAGUCUUUAAAUGGCUAAAUUAUUAAAUAGCCUAACCUAAAUCGUGUUCUAAAUGUCCAAAUAUAAAAUAAGCUAAAUAUUAUAGUGAUUCGAGCCUUUUUAAUUUUCAAUACAAUAUUUGUUAGAAUAUACAUACAUUAUAAAAGUGCAAAAUUACUAAAAACAAAAGUAUGUAAAACAAAAUAACAAACAUUGACCCCAAAAAUUAAGACCUUCUUUCUUAGAACGAAAGUUAUAUUACCAUAGAACUUUAAGUGUAUAAUUAUAAGUUUUUAUUUUUCCGUUUAUCGGUACCUAUAUAGACUAUAAUACCUAUAAUAAAAUCGUAUUGUAACCGGUAUAAUCAAAAAUGUAUAACCGCAUAUAUCUGUAUACAUAUAAAGUUUAAAAAAGCUGAUAUUACUGAUGAGUGUGCCACUACAGGUGAAGAUGGAAAGUUGUGAAUAUAGGAUACAGAGAAUAAUUUAAUUUAUAUCUGUACCUAUGCAACGAUAAACUAUUACCAACGAAAACCGAUCCUGAGAAAAGUUCGGUUAAACUUGUUUUGAAAUUCCUUAAUUUUUUCGAUUCUCGUCAAAACUAUAAAACUUAAAACGCUUUUAUAAAAAUUGUUUACAUUGGUUUUUUCUAAGUACAGCUUAUAAUCAAUGAUCCUUGUGUUCAAUUUUAAAGCUUUUUUUGUUUAGUUUAACAAUUGUAUCCCCAUAAAACCCAAUAAAAACUAAAAAAAAUUCGAAAAUAUCAAAUGUCUAUAAAUAACGAUAACCUCGCCAGAAUAUAUUGAACGUCACGAUAUCAUUUUCGUCCGAAUUGCAACAAAAACACUAAAUCGAAAAUAAUUAAACUUCAUCAAAAUUUUCCUGUUUGAAUUUUUCCCCAGUUUUCCCCGAUUUGAAUGAAAACCCAAAGAAAAUCGAAAACCGCCGUGUUAACGCACCAAUAUUAGAUCUAAUACGUACUAUGAAAAAGCAUCAUUAUCCUUUCGGUUUUUGAUCGGAUCAAGAUUUCUGGUAUGAAACUUGUUUACGGACAGAAACGGAAAAAAACCGCACACAUCGUAGUAAAACCUAUACAUUUCUCACUACGUUCAGAAUCAUAAAAAAAAAAAAAAAAAUACAUAUAUAUUACGAUGAAAAUAUAACUGCGAUAUUAUCAUCGGGGUGCCGGGUGCGAAUUCCAGACGUUACAAUAUGAUUAUUAAACUCACUUUGGCAUUUGAAUAUUGUUUUCGUGUGGGCUAAACACACACACACACACGCAUAGGUGUAAUAUAUUAUAAUAUUUAUAUCAGAUAUCUAGUAAAUAUUGUUAUAGACUGCAUAUUAUAAUUCACCGUGCAGUUCCCACACGUCGAUAACGCGCGUAUAUAAGAAUAAAAAUGAGACGCGCGCGCGCGACGGGACGGGACGGGGGAAUGCACCGCGGAGGGGAAAAUACAUCUCGAAAGUCAUAAAAAGAUAUAUGAUAUUAUUUUUAUUACAAUAAACACGCCGUGAUCGCAGCUGGAUAACGUCGUGUUCGAAAUGACCACGAUAAUUUUUUACAACAUAAUACGUCUUCACCCUCGAUGUAUCUGGGACUCAGUAUCCGGCGACGACGACGACGACGACGGCGGGCUAAGGCUAUACAAGACAUAACAUAUACGAGGCUCCGAGGGGGGGACGGAAUCCAGUUUACGCGCGCGACCGAUAUUUUUCGUCAAGGAGUGUUGUAUUUUUCGAGCACGCCGUAUACACGCCUUCAUCACCGUCACCAUCCGUACAAUAAGCGAGUUAUAAUCAUAUUUAAAUAGCGUGAUAUUUAACAUAUUUCAUUUGAAAAUAAAAAUAACGAAAAAUCAUCAACGCCGGAGCAUACGUAAUAUUCUUAACUUUGAUUUUGGUAAUAGGUCAAUUCGUUUUAAUAUUGAAACUAACGGCGCAAAAUGUGUCCGAAAGAACGCGUAUUUUUUAUUACCGCGUGUCUCGCGUCCGUAAGACGGAGACAGUAGAUGUCGGCGAGGCGUCCUCUUAAGGCCCGUCGAAAAAACAACCUACGUACAAACACGGAUGAUCCGAAACUAUCCGAUUCUCGAAAUUAACCGUAUAGCCGUACCACGUACCCGUACACCAUCUGUAUAGGUUAUCACGCCGUCUAUCUACAAACUCGUUUCGAGCACCCGCUUUAAGGUGCCUACCCCGGCGUUUCACCUGCAGUUCCACUGCUCCUUAUUUUGCGUCCUCGCCACCGCAAAUUCAGUAAGCAAACUGAGGAGCUGAGAAGAGGUCAACGACGAACGUCGCAAUGCGCGGACCCAAAUAUUGACACUUUAUUUAUUUAUUUAUUUUUUUUUUUUUUUCUGUUCGGGUGUCCGAUCAUUCACACGCAUAAGUCUUCUAUCGUUAUUAACAUAUUUCGUUAGCGCCCGUCUUCGUUAAUUAACCGCGCGCAUAUUAAGCUUUCUAUUGUUCGUUUAUUUAUUAUAGUCGUCAUCGCGGUGCCUGCGCGCGUUUAUGUUAAAAACGGCCUCGCCCGUGAAAUUAAAUACAUAACGAUAAUCCCGUAUUAUACUCGCCGCCGGCGCACUCGUAUUAUUUAUGAGCCGCAUACUGUAUUGUAAAAUGCCCACCGUACAGUAGGUACCUGUAUACGUGUGCGCGAAAUUAGACGUAUUAUAAUAAUGUAAUCGGUGACGGCGAUCCCGGCGAGGGCGCCGCGGUUGUGACGGGAUACUAUUUAUACUUAUAUAUAUAUGCACACACACACACACACAUACACGGUUCUAAUGUAAUUUAGCGGCGAGCGUACGCGCGGGUCGAAACGAGGGAGACACAAAUCGUUUAUUUGUGACCGCGGCCGGGGCGCGGGCCGCGCAGGGUUCGUAGGGGAUGAUUUGUUUUGACGCCAGGUGCCCAUGGUAACCGGAUUACAUAAACGGCCACGGCGGCGGGAUCGCGUGCGACCGACGGUUUUUCGGCUCCCCUACCCGGAACUCGCGCCCGUCGACAACCCCUCCGGCCCGUUCGGACGGCCAAUGAUACACCGUGUAUGUGGCGCGGUGUGCGCGCGUGUGCGUACACACGUACGAACACUUGCGGAAGUGCGGCGAACAGAACGGAACACGUGAAAGCCGAGCACGUGCGCCGCAUCGGCCCGGGGUAUGGGGUACAUUAUAUACCUAUACCUGCCGGCAGUCUCUUGUGUGUUCUUUUUAAUUUUUUUUUUUUUAUACGAAAAUCUGACAUGUGAUAUAUUUAUGUCACUCGCGGCGAACGGGUUACCGGGGAGCAAAACAAUUCCGUCGCCACCCCGCAUCCGCUUUCGCGCGCACGCUAAACUUUGUACGUCAAGUAUAUCCGUAUAUAGGUGUGGGUUGGGUAUAUGCGCCGAGAAACUUUGCCACGCGCGCGUACAAAAUAUAUACGUACAAUAAUAAUAUAUUAUGUGCGUAUAUAUAUAUAUAUAUAUACAUAGGUAGAUAUACCGCGCUGCAGUAAGUUUAAUAAUAAUAAUAAAAAAAAAAAAAAAAACCGUAAGUCACGAGUGAAAAAAGUUUAUGAAUCCGGUUUUAUUAUUACAACAGACAGAAAACUGUGGUGUUUUUUUAUUAUUAUUAUUAUUAUUUAUUUAUUUCGUAUAUACGUAUAUAUUAAUAUUAUUUUAUAUACACGGACGACUGAUAAUUCAUAAAUAAUAAAAACGUUCAUGCGAUCCGGGCCCCGAAGACCGCUGUGUACACAAUAAUAAAUAAUUUUCAUCCAGUUAAUUAAAGCGAAACCACUGAAAGACGACGGUCGGAUAAAAAAAAAAAAAAAAAAAAAAAUAAAAACACACUGUUAUACAAAUAUAACGCGUAUAAGAGAGCGAGACGACGACCGGGGCAAAAAGGGUACACUUACACACACACACUCACACACACACUUACACACAGACACACAGAGGCCGAAGAGAGGUAAUAAACUAGGCUCGUUAGCUGUCGUUUUGAGGUGGGGCGCCGAUGGGUUACGAUUUGUUUGGGAUGUAAAUAAGCCAUCACCAGCGGGCGGCCGAUAAUUUUUAUCAUUAUUUAUUUAUUUGUCUUUUCGUUAUUUAUUUACUAUAUGGAUUUAUUGCGCGAAGCACACACCGUGCGAUUCGCUUUUUUUUCAGGGUUUUUUUUCUUUGUAACGAACAUGGCGCUCAGACGGAGUCAAACGGAAAAAACUACUAUAGAUCACUUUUUUUUUUCUCUCCGUAUAAUAUGUGUAUAAUAAUAAUAAUAAAAAAAAAUUAACAUAUUAUUCCCACGCCGAAUUCCGGUGAUUUUAUUAGGUAUUAUUAUUAUUAUUAUUAUUUUUUUUUUUUUGAAAAUUACAUUCGAUAUUCUAUACAUAUAUUGUAUAAUAUAAAAGUUUAUCUUUAUUCUUUACACGGCGCGUUUACCGUUUAUUAAUAUAUUAUACAGUAUUUUAGAUAUUAAAAUUCCGUAUAUAAUGUACUAUCAUAUCAUUGAAUUGUAUCUAUACUCGUGUAGUUAAAUAGGUAUUAGAAAACUGUAUGUUUUUUAAAUUCAUUUCCAAUAAUCCGAUUACAGAGAUUAACCGCCAUUAUAUAAUACGCGUUAUUCCAUGUAUAGCAAUUUCGGUUAAGUAAAUAUCACACGAGCCUAAAUAGAAAUAUAAAACUAUAAAAACCGCACACAUGUUAUACGUGCUACGUUAUAUUAUCAUAGUAAUACGCGGUCCUGGAAACGUUUUUAACGUCAUGCCUCAAGUAAUCUGGAUAAUUUUGACAUUGGUAUGCAAAUUAUCGACUGUAUAAUAGCGAUACCUAUACAUAUGGGCAGUUGACUUUAGAAAAAAAAAAAAAACCCAUAACAAAGAGCGCCCAGGACUUAACACUGGUUUCGAUUUUAUUGGGAUUGAAAAAAAAAAAAAAAUCAUAGUAAAAUCUGAUUAAACGCUGCGUACGCGCUCGCACCUAUACCGCAUAUUGAAUACCGGUUUUAUUACCCUCGAAUAUCCUAUUCCUGCUGUAUAUUAUAAUAUAUAACUAUGCCCGUACAUUAUUUAUACAAAAUAAAUCGCGAUAACUUUGUAUAUCGGGCAAUUCGCCAAAUAUACCGUUUAAUAAUGGUUUCAAUUAACAUUUCGUGUAAUUCGCGAUGUAAAGCGACGAUAAUCCGAAAUGUGUUAUGCGCGGUGUUAUUGUGUAUAUAUAUAUAUAUAUCAAGGCCCCGUAAUUAUUACGCGAUCCGCAAUAACAUAGCUUGAUCUUUACACAUAUACGAAUAUAAAUAUACGAAUUUUUUUGAAAAUCGUAUUUUCGUGUAUAUUAUCCAGUGUCCAGGGCCCAUUUAAAAAUUCCGUGUAAAAACGUUAACGCGACCACGCGGCCAGCGAUUUCGGUCGUGAUGCACGUGACCCGCGUAGACCCGAGUGUUGGUAGCCGGUGUACUACACGUACGUGGAGUAUAGGCAUAUUAGAUAAACAUCAGUUCCAAAUAAUUGAAUCAUCACACGAGGGUGUACCCUAUAUACUUAUAUGAUUAUAUUAUAUAUCAAUAACGUUGUAAAGUGUAGUUGGCGGCCCGUUACACGAAUGACUAACACAAUUUUCUCUAUACUCACGGCGUGAUUAAUGGUAUUUUAAUGUUCGGUUUUAUUAAUUUUUUUGUUAACGUUUGUUCGCAGUUACUAUGCACAAGUCCAAAGAAGAACAGGCUAACGUUACCGGCUCCCAAUACCAACGUUCCAGGACGUGCCCGGAGCCACAUCACUUAUAUUUGGACGGAGACAUGUUCCUACAGGUGAAUAUAAUACGUACCUACCCAUAUAGGCAUCCCUAGGAGCACGCUACACCCGCAUCUGUGACACAAAAAAAUUUAUCAUAACCUUGUUAGUUUUCGGUUUCGUUUAAAUAGCUGUAAUGUUUUUGGGUAUGACAAUUAAAAAAAAAAUAAGAACUACGUACAGCCCUCGACAAUAUUCUCUUCUUUACAUUUCAUUAUUCGUAUUUAAACUCUAAUUUCAAUUUAAACGACAAUAAAAAAAAAAAAAACCUAUACGGGUGUGGCACACAGUGGGACACAUUUUUAAAAAGGCGAAAAGUCACGAGAAGCCACUAAAAAAUUGUAUCAAAACAUAUAGUACAGUAAAAAUAUUUAUAUGUAUGUUACGGUAAAAGUACGAAUACCGACGAAAUCUAAAAUACUCUACUUAAUAUUAUAAAUGCGUAAGUUUGUUUGGAUGUUUGCUAUAUCAAUUUAUGGUUCACGCCAAAACCAUUUACCGGAUUGAGCUGAAACUUCGCAUAGAUGUAAUUCUUGACCGGAAAUGACAUAUAGAUUGUUUUCUAUCCCAAAAUUCUACCCUCAAAAGAGCGCCGAGACAGGGUCGUUAUUAGUAUUUCUGGUACGAAAAUCGAAUUAUUAUUAUUGAUUUAUGGGUACGUUGAUGAUUGUAAAUAUUUGAAUACGCUUAUCAGUUAUCAUAUACACGAUUCUAUCAUUAUUUUUGAAAAAAAUGUGUCCCACUACUAUAUUUGAUGGCGUCUUCUCAAUGCGAAACGUACAAUUUAACGAAACGGUGGACGUAACAUUCGUGUACCUAAUUAGAAAUUCGUUUUGUUUUGUACAACGCAGGCGUUAAACGGUUUUUUGGUGAUGCUCACCUGUGACGGCGAGGUUUUCUUCGCGACGCAUACCAUAGAAAAUUAUCUUGGCUUCCAUCAGGUAAUUAUAUACAUUGCACAUUUGUAACUACGUCUAUACACGUAUGUUAUAAAAACUAUUUAACACGAAAUUGUUUCAACUGAAAUAAGUAUUUACCUAUAUUUAGUUUUGAAAUUGUAAUUAACUCGCGAAUUGAAAUCAUAUUAUUGAUUGUUAUGAUAAAAGCCUCGAUAAUCGAUCAUUAAUGAUAUAAACGUUCGGGCGAACAUAGGUAGGUAAGUAUAUUACAUGGAUAUCUAUUACAAUAUGGUAUAGUAACAUUUUAACAGCUGCGUCUGUCGCGGCAUAUACACGUGGGAUAUUUAAUGGGUACCAAAUGCAGAUGUAUUCUAACAUAUAAAAAUAUAUACAUAUAUAUUAUAAACACACAUUAUUAUUAUAAAGACACUUUCGUUGUUAUUAUUAUUAUUUUUUUAAUUAUGUGUUUUAUUAUGAUACUAAUUUUCUCGCCAACAAAUUAAUUGAACAUUUUUAUAGCACCACAUCUGUAGGCAACAUUUGUACACGGUACGAUAUUAUAAAACCAUAACUGUCGCCACACCGCGAGAGAACCUCAGGUGUACACAAUUAAAUAAUAUCAUAAUACUAUUAAAUAUUAACUAUACGUUUAGAUAGUCUACCCAUUGAUAUGUUCGCAGGUUAAAUUAUUAUUUAGGACUGUUUUACGCUAAAAAAAAUAUUUAUGCGUAUACAAAGCGUACAUCGAAUAAACGGACUUUGAAUAUUCAACAAAUUUUAUCACCGCGAUUUAUUGCGCAAUAGAGAUAAUAACCGUACACGAAAAAGAAUACAGAAGUGUUUCCAAUAUAGUAAUUAAAAUAAUAAUCUUAUAUUAUGUGUCAUUAUAUUAUAAACUCGUAGAUAUUUGUAUUACCUAUUCUGCAUACAAUAUACCGAAUAUGCGUACAUAAAAGUAAUUUCUAAAAGUCUGAAACAUAAAUAUAUACGAAUAUUGCACUGAAACAAAUUUGUCAUGAUGUUUAAUUUAAAUUUCAAUAUUUUAUCAUUCGGAUUUCGUACGAUAAAAAUAGAUGUAGACAUGUGUUUGAUUUUACGAGUAUAUCAACUAAAAUGAUUAAGAUUUCUCAACUACAUCCAAUAACUUGAUGGUUAUAUUAAUGUUUGUAUAAAUAUAAUAAUAUAAUAUUAUGUUGUAUUAUAAAUUAUUGUGAUAGUAUGCCAUAGUAUAAUAAAUUACAAAUUAACAGCUUUAUUUCAGAGUAUGAAACUCGUUUAUAUUAUACAUUUAACAUGAAUAAUGAAUUUAAAUAUACUAAUAUAAUAAUAUACAGGUAUAGUUAUAAUACUUGUAAUAUAGAUUUUUCGAAGCUGAAUACGAUAGUAAAAUAGUUAUUUUAACAAAUAAUAAAGAUCUAUAUAUAUAUUUACAUAAAAAGAGCCACUGUGUAGACCGCUGUGCAGGUAGCGAUUUGGUUAGGUAAUAGGAGAUAGAAUAAUAAUUUAGUUUAUAUUCUGAAAGCAGCGAUAAAUCAUUGUAAACAAAAAAUCUAUUCUAAAGGGGGACCUCGGUUAAUUGGUUAGGUUAGACAGGUAUUAAAGUAGUAUUUUCUGUAACCAAGGGAACCCAGAAACCAACAAAAAAAAUAAUAAUAAUAAUAAAUACAAAAAUUCGAGUUCUAAGCCAAUGUAUAAUAAUUGAAAUUUAACCCUUAUAUAUCUGCCUUGGUUAAAUGUCAGACGUCUUUUCUAGUCUAAAAACAGCGUAUUCAUUGUCAGGUUUUCCAUUUUUUUAUUGUCAAGAAUUUAGAAAAAUGUUUCAAAUAAAAUACCUUCUAGUAGAUAAUUCGUAUCUUUUAACGUAGAUACGACGUAAAAGUUUCAGUGCAAAACAAUAAAACGCAGGUAUUUUAGGCUUGUCUUCCAGAUCGCCGACUCCCAUUUGGGAGUUAACCUCGAAAUGUACAUAGGUUUUAUUUGAAAUGAAAUUAUGUGUAGCGAUUUUAAAACAUAUUGUAAUUUAUGUAUAUAUAUAUAGGUAUGCGCCCAUGUAAAUUAUUAUUUUUAAUGAAAAAUUAAUGUAAUGGUUUUUAAUCUUUAUGUAAACAUCACAUAGGUUACUAACCUAGUAGUAACCUAAUACGUAGAUUGAUGAUUCUUAUUCUUUAGUAAACCGAAUUAUUUCCCUAUACUUAUACUGGUUACGAAAUAAAUAAUUAUUUUAAUGAUAACGCUUAUAAUAUAAAACGUAUUUGGUUAUAUUAAUAUAUUAUUAAUAUGUUCGUGUCAUAAAAUAGUUAAAAACAAUAUUCUAAGACAUUUUAUUGCAUUUUUUUUUUUUUUUUAUAACUGUUGAUCUACACUCUUUCAAUGCAAAUUGAAAGUAACUUUUAUAUAGGAUGAUUAAAAAUGUACGUUACAAUCAUUUUAUUAUGUGAAUAUUCAAAGUAUAGAAGAUUGUAUAGUAAAAAAGUUUUUAGAUUUAUAAACAUCUAUAAUAGUUCGUAAAUUUCGUUUUCAUUAUUGUCUUUUUAGAAAGGGUUAAAGGUUAAAAUUUUAAAAUUUAAACGGGAACCUAAAUUCAAAAUUCCAUAAAUAUAUGGAGUGUUAGUUUAAAUACAUUUUAGCGUUGGCUAUUUGAUUUUCAUCAACCCGUUGACCAGGUAUUCCACUUUUAAUUUCGAUUGGAGAAAAGUAGUGGUACAUUAUGCGCCUAUGUGGUGAUACGGCAUGGCGCGUAACUUUUGAAUAGCAUUUUAAAUGUUUAAUAAAUCAAACUUUUGUGUUAUACAUUUUUUUCUAUUUUGAUUAUUUACACAAUAAAAUGGCUGUAACAUAAAUUUUUAAUCGUAUGAACCAUACAGGGUCUAUACGUAUAAAUACCUACAAAUUUAAUGGUGUUGGUCUAUAGGUAGUCAACAACACAUGAGUACACGUCAAUAAAUUUGUGUAAACUGUAAUAUUGAUUUUUUCGUUUUAAAAUAAUUCUAAUUUUGCAUAUCAUUUACUGAUCUGUAUCUUAUUUUUCCUCUAUUUUAGGUAAAAGGUGGGAGUAACCGAAGGGAAACUAGGUAACCUGGUGGUCAGUGAACUGCGUUUCCUGCAGCCGCGUGCGCGUAUUUUAAUAUUAACCCGGUAAUUAUAAUAUUGCUCGCAGUUUCAAUGUUAAUAUAUACUUUUUACUUUUUUUACAAAUAUAAAAGGUAGGUAAAAAAAAAUCGGUUUUAUUUUUUAAUAAAUUUGAUAUCUUAAGUGAAUAAACAUUCAGCGUUAAAUAAAAUGAAUAUGCAUGGCGGCCGUAUAUUAAAAAUAUAUAUUAUUAUUAUGUAAAUGUACCGCAUACGUAAUAUAAUUUUAUGUUACCUAUAUAUUUUGAAAAGGUUCGGGAAUAAUAGGCUAACAUGCGGUACAAUUGUAUAAAAAAACGAAAAUGUUGCUAAAAAUUAAAAUAUUAAAAGUAUAUUAUUAUGCUGUAUAAAAUAGCUGCGGUUAUUACCUAUAUACUUUACGCGAAAAUGAACAAACUGCACUCUAUAAAAAAAAAAAAAAUAAACGUAUAUUAUAAUUAUAAUUUAUAACUUUUAUUACCCUCACACCCACCAAAAUGUGUAGUAGCCAGCUGUAUGUAUUAGAACCUCAUUUAGGCGAGUAUCCACGGGACUAUAUUUUGAAUAAUCACCUGUCCUCUAUUAUAUUACUAUGAUAGAUCUCUCAUAUUUUCAUUUUAUUUAUUGCAGUGCCUUCCGGAAGAAAAGAAUCCUCUAAUACUUUAUUAUUUACUAAAUACAUGUUUAUUUUGUAAAUCUGUAAAUCAAGCCUGGUGAAUAUAUUUCCGUGGAGUUGGUCCCCCGACAUUAUCCGAUCGAUUCGAAAAAUGUCUGUAUAUACCUAUGUGUAUAAGUACCUAUGUUUUGUAAAGGCUAACGUCAAACUAUGAUCUAAACAAAACCGUACAAUGAGAAAACUUAAAAACAAUAAUUGUCUACUAACUGUCAAAUAAUAUCGUGUAUUCGUGUAAGUACUCUAACUGCCAAUUCACGCCACAAUUAAAAACAAAUUCUAAUUAUUUCGAUGCUAAGUUGAAAGUAUAUACUUUCAUAUUGCCAUAUAAUUAUUGCUGUUGGUAUUAAAGUCGCAUUUAAAGUAUAACUGGAUAUAUUAUAACAUUAUGCACACGUAAUGCGUAUUUAACGUUGACUCUAAACGGCUUAGAAUCCGAUUCGAAAGCGAUAGUAUUUACUAUAACAAGUACUUAUGUAUCUGCGUGUUGUCGUCGUUGUCUUAUGGUAAUAUUUGUGUUAUCAACGGGUUUGUUUUUUUCUUUUUUUUUUACUAUAGUCCGACAUCGUGCACCAGUCUGUCUACGAGCUGGUGCAUUCCGAGGACCGAGAAGAGUUGCAGAGACAACUCAUGUGGAACUCGGCAAUACCCACGGAGCCGGGGUCGCCGUCUCCGUCCAUCACGUUGCACGAGGCUUUGCACCCGGAUAACGGCCGUUUGCUGCAGCGGAGUUUCACCAUCCGUUUCCGGUGUCUGUUGGAUAACACUUCCGGUUUUUUGGUAAUACACGACUGUAUACCUAUAUAAUAUAAUAGUAUUUAAUAAUAACGAAUAACAAAUGUAUACGUCAUACGUAUAAUAUACGAUUAUAAUUAGGUAUUUUACUGCAAUAUUGUUAUUUGUUUGUCAUUUUGCUAAAAUUAAUUUAUAUAUUAAUUAUGCAAUUUAAAAAAAAAAAAAAACUAAUAAUAAAAUUGGUUUUCAUUUGACGCAGAGACUGGACGUCCGCGGGCGAAUAAAAGUAAUUCAUGGCCAAAAUCGUAAAUCGGACGAACCGCCGCCGUUGGGCCUGUUCGCUCUGUGCACGCCGUUCGGGCCGCCGUCUUUACUUGAAAUACCGCACAAGGAAGUCAUGUUCAAGAGUAAACACAAGCUCGAUCUCAGCCUGGUGUCCAUGGACCAAAGGUCUGUUUCUGUAUAUUUAUGUAUAUCCCCCUUCAAAACCCAGAAAACUAAUAUUUGUUUUUAAUGAUAAAUAUUUUACUUUAAUAUACAAAAAUUGACAAAAACCCGACGUAUGGAAUUCUAUAAUACGGUAUUACUAAUAAUUUUAUAGUUAGUAAUUUUUAUCAAAUUUUCAUAUAAACAAUUUUAUUUCGAAAUUAUGAGAUUGUAAAACGUAAAACUAAAUGUAGUUUGAUAAAGUGGAAGCAGAAAAAAAAGAAGAAGAACAAUCCUAUUAAGAAAAAAUUAUAAUACCUACUUCUUUUAUAGUCCAUGUAUUAAUAUAAUAUUAAAUUAUACAUUAAUAUAAUAUAAAAUAAAAUUAUUUAUUUAUAUAUUUAUAUUGUAUAAUUGAGAUACAAGAUAAAAUUUAGAAUAAUAAUUUAAUAAUAUGAUAUGCCGAGUGAUACCAAUUGAACACUUAAUAUUUUUGUGUAAAUGGCCAUCUAUUUGAAUUGCUCGACGAUACGAAAAUACUUUUUCAGCGUAAAUGUAGAAUUUAUAUUGUUUUCAAUAGUGUUUUUAUCUACCAUAUAAGGCAUAUAACCAUCAGUUCGAUUCCAUAUUUUAAUAGAAUCUUCUUAUUUAACCAGUUAAUUAAAUUCGGUUAAGAAUAAUGUAAAUUCUUUGUUCUUUUUUUUUAAGAUUCUGAGCGUAGCUAUAGCGUAUUAUGAUGAUGGAUGCCUACACAACUUCUAUAAUAUUAGUGGGUUUGGUAUGAUUUAAGUAAUUUCUGUAAUAAAUUAUACUAAUAAACCCCCCCGCCCAAAAAAUAAAGUUAUGAAUACGCUACUGGAACGAGAAUUUUAUUUAUUUAAUUACAUCUAUAUAACCAAAAAACAAAUGAAUAAUUUUUUUUUUUUUUUAGAGGCAAGCUUUUAUUGGGUUACUGCGAUUCUGAACUCGCUAAUAUGGGAGGAUACGACUUGGUCCAUUACGAUGAUUUAGCGUACGUAGCCAGCGCCCACCAAGAACGUGAGUACAUUUCAUUGGAUGUUUGAUACAUGCAAUUGCAGUUAAUAGCAUACACACUUAUCUAUUAAAAUAUCUAUUUCCCACCUAUAAUAUAAUCAUUUCCAAACAACUUAUAAUAUGUAAUUGCAUUUAUUAUUUUCUCACGAAAUAAUUCGUGUUUUUCGGUUUAGACGCGUUCUAUACGAAAUACAUCUUGUGAUUAGGCACUCAAAGUGGUAAUAUAAGUAGUACUGGUCUUGUUAAUAUUAUAUUUUCUUUCGCCGACUUAUGUUUCAAUGAUAUACAAAAAAAUUACAGUUCACGUUUUUUCUAACCUAAUAUAGUUUUAGGUAUUUUUUCAUUUAAAAUUGUAUAACCGUAUCUAUAUAAACCACAUGAUAUAUUAAAACGUAUACCUGUAUAGUCUAUAUUUAAUGAACAUUGCGUAAAUACCUAUACUGAAUAUUAGUAUAUACAUGUGUUCCACUACAUCUUUACCAACUAAUUGAAUUUUUUUUUUUCGAUCAAAUUUAAAAUACAUGUUCAAGUACGUUAUUAUCAUGCGCCCGACCUUCUAAAACCGAUAGCUAUACAUUAUUAGCUCUCUUCAAAAUCAACAAAUAUAUAAAUACGACUAUUAUUGUUUUGAUAUUAUAGUGUUGAAAACUGGAGCAUCGGGAAUGAUUGCCUACAGGGUGCAGACCAAACAAGGCACCUGGCAAUGGCUACAGACAAGUUCGCGACUGGUUUACAAGAAUUCAAAACCCGAUUUCGUAAUUGGCACGCAUAGACCUUUAAUGUGAGUACAUAAUAUAGAAGUACAGUUCUCGAAACUAUAUAAACCAAAGUACCUACCAGACUAAGUAAAAACUAAUUAGAAUAUAUUGAUAGUUUGAAAAUGGGUAAUUCAUGUAUAUAAUAGUACCUAUUUCACAUUAUACACAUUGUACAAAUUAUAUGAAUAGGUGAGGUACUAGGUCGUGUGGAAAUUUGAAUCGAAAUUUUAAGGAACGGUAGAACGACCUAACCGCCGAAUUCUCGACGUGGUUUUCCGCAUCACUUUCGUCGGCGGGAAGCUGACAAUAUAAAUAAGGACGUUUUUAUCUCCAUGCGAAUAUAAUUAAUCGAAUUCAAUAUAUGAUACGUUUAACAAAACAUCUGAAUACCAUCCUGUAUAAGAGCUAUUAUACCAAACAAUAAUAAUCGAACGUUUGAUAAAGAGCAAUAGUUACCAAACAUUCAUCUUAUUGUUAUUGAUGUGUGUGUGUGUGUGUGUGUGUUAUAUUAUAUGCACAGGGAAGAAGAAGGCCGCGAUCUUUUGGGCAAGCGAACUAUGGACUUUAAGGUCAGUUACUUGGACGCGGGCCUGUCGAAUAGCUACUUCAGCGACUCGGAACAACUCCCGGGCACGCUUUCGACCGCCGUCACUGGCGCGUCGUCCACCGGCUCCGGUACCGCCGGGCCUACGGGUCAAACACAACCAUCGCAGCCCAGACGCCGGUACAAAACGCACCUACGGGACUUUCUAUCCACGUGCCGAACGAAACGGAAACUGUCGGCGAGCACCGCGCCGCCGGCCGCCACCGUGGCCACGACCAAUACGGUUGAGUACCCGACGGCGGUACAGGCACCGCCCGUGCCGGUCGCACCACCGCCGACGGCCGACGUGCUUUACACGAACCUCAAUACGGCGGCGUUGUACUCGGCGGGUCCGUACAACGGGACUGUGGCCGCCGAUAACGGCGGAUACCACCAAACGAAUUUCCACCAGUCCCUAUACGAUACUCGAAUACCGUAUCUGACAGCCACCGACAAUCUGUUCCAGUAUAGGUAAUUAUCAUUAUCACGUUGUAAUGUUCGGUUAAUGUAAACGAUUUGUCCCGAACAAUAAUGCUAUUAACACGAUUGUUUUAAAUUGUUUACACAACAUACAAUUUUUAGUUGAUGUUUACAGUAAAUUGUGUCACUCGUCCAAAACAAAAUACGCGUUCAACGCGUUGUUUUAAAACCAAACAUUUUUCAACUUUACUAAGAAUACGCGCAUAAAUUACUGUGUUCGUAUUUACUAUACGACGAUAACAAUGGUUUUACGUUUACAGGCCUUUGGGUAACUAUUACACCGAGUACCACACGCCUACCACUACGCCGUACAUGGGAAAUGGUUUCUUGGACAUAAGUCCGAGAGCGCCGCCGGUACAAUGCGGUCUGCCAACGUAUGAUCAACUGACCGCUGUAACGUCGGCGACGGUAAGCGGCAGGGAAUGCGUGGAAAAGUUGUACGGUUCUCCGCCAGUAAUUUCUAUGGAACACCACCAUCAGCAACAACAACACCAUCACCACCAUCACCAACAACAACAACAACAACAACAUCACCAACAGCAUCAGCAGAGCGGAGAGGACAACAUGGACAAAUGUCACAUGGAUGUUGCCACGGUGGCUGCCGCCGCUGGUCUACCGUACCUGGCACCGUUGUGCGACGUUCAGUUCCGCACGAAGAGUUCGUCGCCGCCGGUGUCGAACGGACUGAAAAUCGAAGACACAAAAACCGAGUACGGAAUGCAAUCGUCCGAUUCGGACGUCCCUAGGCAAACGGUACUCAUGUGGGGCACGUGUGUAGGGGACUCGUCGUCGUCGUCGCCGCCCAACCAAUCGCCGGGUGGCGGCGGCGGCGGUAACGGUGGUAAUAAUAGUAACGGCGGCAGCGGCGGCAUCGGCGGCGGUGUUAACGGCAGUGGCGGUGGAUCAGGAGGAGGAAGUGGUGGUGGUGGUGGUAGUAGUGGUGGUGGUGGUGAUGCUAACGGUGUUGAUGGUGAUGGCGUGCAGAUUGGUGGUAGUGGUUGUACCGGUGCCGACGGUGCUGGUGGGGAUUCAAGGACGUCACCGCAGACAAACGGCCACCCCCCGUCACCGUACAUGCAGCAGAAGAAAAUGUCGCCACCCGCGCCGCCACAGCCACCGACUUCCGGUCCUUCCGAUCCGCUCUGCAAGUCUCAUUUACAGACGGACAUGCCCGACACACCACCCAGUCCGACAGCGGCGGUGGCGGCGGCGGCGGCGGCCGUCGCUUACGCCAACCACCAUCAUUACCAUCACCACAACCAGUAUCAUCACCAUCAUCAUCAUCAGCAGCAUCAUCUAACCGGGGGCCCUGAGGUAUGGACACCCCCGCACGCGCACCCUCCACCACCACCACAACCUCCACCGCACCACUUCUAUGCUUAUCACCACCACCAGUGAGUGUUUUUAUUUUCGAGCACAAUCGUGCGCAGUGCGAUCGAGUAUCAAAAUUUCGAAUCGUUAUAAUGUAAUGCAAUCUGCAGUUUGCUAUAUAACAAUGGGACUAUAUUUUUUACGUGCAUUGUUCAACCAUAACUUGUAUACAAUUAUUAAUUUGUUUCUAAUUCGAUCACGCUGUGCGUAUAUUUUAUGUUGUACGGUUAUUAUUAAAAAAUACAAACAUUUUAAAACUGUAAAUAUAAAUGUCGAUUGAUUUUAAACGAAUUAUCAAUUAUAAUGUAUAAAUCUAUUAGAUGAUCAAAAUAAAUCGUUAUAAAACUGCUUAUAUUCGUAGAGUCGACAACGUUUUAGCAAAUGGUUCUUAUUAUAAGGGAUAUGUAGAGGUUUAUUAGAAAAUAUCAUGACCAAGAUCAAAAAUACAAAACUCGUAAUAUAUUAUUACUAAAAUACAAAGUUGAACCUGCCUAACAUGUUUUUUUUUUUUUAUGAAUUCGUGCCAUGCUAUUCAUAGAUUAGUUACAUUUUUUUUUUUUUUUUUGCAACUAGUAACGCAUAAAUAGGUAAAAAUAUUUUGGUAGUAGGUAUUAAGCACCUACUUAAGUACAAAUAAAACAAUCAAAUUCAAUAGCACUCUAGAGUUACGUCAAUAAGCGUAAAUAAUUUUUAUAAAUCGAUCAAUUUAUACGUUUUGGUUGACGAAUAAAAAUUAACGAUAAUAUUAUAUUACAUGAGUGUGCCUUAAAACACGUAUAAAAUAAAACGAAGCACGUGAAAAUAUAAUAUUUCGCAUUACACAUCGCGAAGCGUCUCGUUUACGAUCGUAACAAUAGUCUUUUUUUCUUUUUUUUUUUUCUAUACAGCAACAGCAACAGCAACACCAUCACCACCUCCACCAGCAACAACAACAACAACAGCAACAACAACAACAGCAGCAGCAGCAGCAGCAACAGCAGCAGCAGCAGCAGCAUGGUCGAUGCCUAUCAUCACGAUCCGUACUACCACAACAACUAUCAUCAUCUAUACAAUCACUCUGCUCACCAUCAAACCGCUGUAAUGCCGGCGCCAGCGCAAUACCCGAGUCCAUCUCAGUCCAGGUUAAAUCACAGGACUGCAGUCCUCUGUUGUCCAUCUCGGAGGUAACCAACACUCUGUUGAACCAGUGAACCUGGUCCGUGAUUCGAAACGGUACACGAAAGAACUGCCAACCCGCGUCCCGAUUCCCGGGUAGACGCCUCGUGGUCUGUUCUAUCGCAAAACUGGACGGUUUUUUGGAUUUUAUUUGGAAGGAAGUUUUAGUAAACGCCCGAUAUUUUCGGUUAGUAACCGAGUUAAAGUCCCGUCAAAUAAUUUUUGUGUUGGUUUUUCCGCGUUAAAACGCGCUUAUACGAUGACGAAAUACUUUAGAUACACACUAAUGGUACAGACAGUCUUGUUUUUUAAUACUGUUCUAGAUAUUUUGAAUACAUGUGCUCGAAUACAUGUACCUGAAUAUUUCUUUUUAUAUUUUAUUUUUUACAUUUUCCGAAAAAAUCUUCGGAUAAAUAGUAAAAUAGUGAACAACAAGAACCAACUAAAAAUAAACACAAAUUCGAAAAGGAUUCUAAUGCGUAUUCUAAAUUGUUUUAUCCAUUUAUUCGAUUAUUUAUUCCGAAUACAAAAAUAUUCAUUACAAGACUGGGUAACUAUACGCAGUGUUCGAAUUGGAGGGGGGCGUAGGUGAACGGAGCUCCUUGAUUUUUUACAAAAAAACAUAUAUUAUUAACUCAAGUAAAAAUGGGUAAAUAUUACCUUUUUUAGAAUUAAAUAUCAAAUGAUAAACAAAUUUACUAAUAUUAUUCUUCAGCCUUAAACUACUAUAAUUAAAUAUUAUAUUUUCUGUAUUGCACUAUUACCCUGUGUGACAAUAAAGUAAGUAAUUUAACUAAAAUCUAACAUAAUCAUUUCUCUUUUUUUAACGAAAAUACGAAACAAUUUUUAAAUAAAAAAUUGAUACAUAUUGUAAAUUUAAAUCAUAUUAUUUUUUUUAUCAUUUAUUUUCUUUUUGAAACAUAUUAAUACAAAUAAAAUAAAUAAAUAUAUAACCAAAAUCAAAGGCUGCGGGAGUAUUAUAAUAAUAAUAUUUGUAAUAAUUGUCUUAUAAUUGUAAGAAACUUUACGUUUUACAAUUCGAACACUGGGUAUAGGAAAUCAUUUUCCAUGGGACAAAUAUUGUUAAUGUUAACGAAGCGCAAAAAAAAAAAACAAAUAUUGUCCCCGAAAAUCAAAUGAAAUUAUUUAAUUUCAACCUAUAAACUAAUAAGUAUUCAUAAAAGACAAACAAUCCGACAAUCCUGUUGUAUAGAAUAUUAUAUAGUUACAGUAAAAUCCUAACCUAACCUAAUCAGUAAAAUCGAUACGAUAAGCCCUCCUUACAGAAAAACAUAAACCGUCCAUACAUCAUUUACGGAAAUUUCAAAAUGAGAACAUUGUGUGUAUCAAAGCUUUUAUUUUUAAAUUUAAUUUUCAAUUAAAAAUCGCUUUACAGUUGAGUUUAUUGAAAAUAUUGAAGAAAUAACAAUUUAAUUGUUUUCCAACGUAUAUUGACUUAAACAUGGCAAUUUUUUUUAUCAUGAACCACCAAUAAUUAACUCGGAAAAUUUUAAAUGAAUUUGAUUUCUGUUUUUUUUUUUUUUGAUCAUUAUUGUGGAAUCGUUUAAGUUUUAUUUUAAUUUUUUACUCCUACUUCAAAUACUUUAAAUAAGUACACAAUUUUUGUCUUUCAAAUAGGAACUUCAUAUUUAAAAAUAGAUAUUAUACAAUUUAUUACACUUUCCGAAAUCUCCAGUCUAAACUUUAAAUGGUUUUAACUCAUAGAAGAUAAAUCUGAUAUUAAUGUUAUGUACACCAAAAUUUCAAAAAAAAUAUUCCAUAAUUGAAUCUGUGUCCAAAAAGGGAGGAUUCUGUUUGAAAAACAUUAUUAUAUAUUUAUUUAAAGUACAGUCGAAUCCGCUUUAUUGGGACACAUCGGUUGCAUUUUAUUUUGUCCCAAUUCGAUAAAAAUGGCCGAAGUCAUCCAUGCAUUUUUAUUUGAGUGAUACUCAACUGGUAAUUUUUGUAAAGAAAUUUGUUGAAAACAACGUGGUUUUUUACUUUUUCCGAUCACUAAGAGCUUUUUUUUGUCAGUCCCACUUACGUUCACACAACACAGUACAGUUAUUCUCUCCAUAGCUUUUUUUGAUCCAGCUAUCAAUUCGUGUUUAAAACAUAGAGAACCAUCUGGUGUUGCACGAUAGUAUAAUCCGGUUUCAUCUGCAUUAUAAAUAUCUUCGAGAGAAAUUUUUGCAAGAAUCUGUGGAAGUUUUGUAAGUUUCCAUUCAUCGGCCCCAUCAGAAUUUGCACUAGCUUUUUCGCCAUGUGCUCUUUUAAAUUUUAUGUCGUGCUUUACUUUCCACCUAGAUAACCAACCUUCGGUGGCUUUGAAUUCGUCGUUACCAACUUUUCUAGCAAGGUCUUCGGAUUUAGCUUUUAAUAUUGGACCUGACACUUGAACGCCCCGGCUAGUAGCCAGUGUAAACCACUGAGUCAGUGCCUCAUCUACAUCUGAAUCUUUACCCUCUCGUUUCCUUUUCCGUGUUGUCACUUGGCUAUGAGCUUGUUCUCGCGAAACCUGUUCUUGAAGUUGAAUUCGUGCGAUUGUUGAUUUCGGUAUUCCUAAAAUUUCCGAAAGACAACGAGUACUACAGCCUAGUGGCUGUAAUUUAAUAUUGUCGAUAAUUUCUAAUUUUUGCGCGAGCGAUAAAUCUUUACGUACACGAAACAUCGUUAAUACACGCGACAAACACGACUGAUGCACCAAAUAACAUUCAACGAAUUCAAUGAAGAGGAAAAAUUUCCUUUGUGAACAUACGAUAAGAUAAAAUUUAAUCUAAUAAACGAUUACGCGAGUCGGUCGCGAUUUUCGAACUACUGAUCUAUUAAUAUACUCGAUAAAAAUAUCCCAAUUAUCCGAAUUCGUGGCCUAGAUAAGCGGUGAACGUUUACCCUACAAGUAUACAUUUGUUUUCGUAAUUGAAGAAUUGUCCCUAUUAAGCGGUUGUCCUUAUUAACCGGUGUCUCUAUUAAGCGGAUUCGACUGUAUAUGGAGUAGGGAUGAAAAUUAAAAACGGUUUUAAUAUAAAACUUAUACGAUUUCACAUUGAUUAAUAAACCGAAAUCAAAUUCACUUAAAAUCCUCCGAGAUACUUGCUAGUUCAUUAUAAAAAAAAUCACUCUGCUGUUAAAUUGAAACGUUCAUUUUCUUCAUAUAGUAAUAAAAAUAUCUACAUAAAAUAAAUUAUUUAUGUUAUUUGUUUAAGACUUUUAGUGUCCUAUAUAAGAUACUACCAAGAUGAUAGACAUCAAUAAUCUAUAUAAAUCUUCAUCGGUCUAUAUUAUUUAUUUUAUUAGUAAUUUUAAUAUCAUAUUGUAUUAUUAUUAUUAUUAUUCUGAAAAUAAUGUCUAAUUUUGUUUAUUUUUUCAGACUUUUUCUCGUAUUUUUUAAUAAAAUGUAAUUCAUUGCACAAAAACCGAUUUUUAUUAAAACAAUAUUUAUAAUAUAUAAUAUAUUGAAAAUUGUAUGAUUGUCUUCAUAAAAUCAAUUUCUUUUUAGUUUUAUGGUUUUUUUCUGUGAUACGAAUAGGCUAUAUUAUAUUAUUAUAUUUAUAAAAAUCUAUUCGCGAUGUAGUUUUUUAGAUUUAGUUUGUAUUUUAUACCAUAUUAAUUAUCUUUGAUCGCUUCGAAAUGUGAAGUUUUUCUUAUCGAGCAGAUCACAAACUUAUUAUAUAUAUAUACUAUACAUUACUUUGCUUGUAAAAAUAUUUGUAUACAUCAUUUACCUGUAUAUAUAUAAUCUUCUCUACUUAUUUAUUUGUAAUUAUUUUUUUGUUAUUUUUGAC
Cinara cedri is the source of this 66367-nucleotide messenger RNA. NCBI's taxonomy places the organism in Eukaryota, Metazoa, Arthropoda, Insecta, Hemiptera, Aphididae. The record is from the annotation of a GenBank genome assembly.